AAAACUACAGGAACUCUCAGGUGAGCAGUAGAGCACCAGUCUGCUCUCCUCCCCUCUCCUCUUCUUUCUCGUCCACUGUUUUUAAAGCUCACGACUCAACUAUACCGACCAGAAUAACCCACCCAGACCCGGAUUCCUGAGAGGAGAAAUUCUCCUGACUUGACCCGAAAAUCUGCGGAUUGAAAAAGACAUGCGUCAAGCGGAGGCACCGAGAGGGACCCUCUCUAAAUGAGCAGAAGUGUCAGAAGGAUUUCUUCCUCUUUUCGCUCUCCUUGUUUCCUCUGGCAGGCGUGCAGGACUGAAGCGUGCUUCCCCGGACUUAUCGACCGCGGUUUCAGGCUGAUGAAACACUUUGUCAACCUCAUUCCUUUUUUUCGCAUUACAACCAAGUGAGAAACCUGCGAAAGAUCAGUGUAGUGCCGCGCUGACGGACCUUUAUUUUGACAUCUUUGUGAUGCACGCGUUUGAGUCUCUCUGUUUUGGCACGCCUGCUUGUGAGAAAUGCUUCGCUUCUGCACACAAUUCAUGCGUGUCUGACUUUGUAGGAGCGCGGCGGAUGCUGAAAAUAUCUUUCAAUCAGUCUGCAUGAGGGAUGGAGACCGAACUACUCCAAGUUCACACGCGCUUUUAUCCACGUUUGCACCCGCUUGGAUGGAUAUUGACAGUUUGUGCCACAGGUGAAUGAAUAUCAGCGAGUACUGACCAAUCAGCGAGUGUUUUCUUACUCCGAUCAAGUUAGCGCAUCAUGGAUCUCAAAGAGCCUGAAGAGAUGGACAGGAAUCAGCCUCCACCCAUUGAAGUUUUCGCGCACAGCUCGACCCUGCACGGAAUCUCUCACAUUUUUACGUACGAGCGCUUCUGCGUAAAGCGCUGCCUGUGGGUCGUGUUUUUCUUGGGCUCCCUGACCUUUCUGCUCUUCGUGUGCGUGGACCGGAUCCACUUCUACCUCGAGUACCCGCACGUCACGAAACUGGAUGAGGUCACGACCCCGAUCAUGACGUUUCCCGCGGUCACUUUUUGCAACCUGAACGCUUUCCGCUUCAGCCGCUUGACGCGCAACGACCUGUACCACGCAGGGGAGCUGCUGGCUCUGCUUAACCAGAGGUAACCAAUCUUAUCACACUUCAGAAAGUCCCACUGUUCUAACUCCCACAUAUCGGCUACUCCUUUUUGGUAGUACAGCUCUCUACUUCUCCCUCAUAACUUCUACAUAAAGAAGAUUUACACUUAAAACAUCAGGAGUGGACUUUUACUAAACACUGAAUAACUGUUACUACUUUUAGUACAAACUUUAAUUACACAUACUUUGCUCUUUUUCUCUUGUUGUGACAUUUGUUUCUGCCACAGCUGUCAUGAGAUGGAAAUAUUGUACUUUCGCUCUGUAAAGUCAAUUUUCUUGCCUUUUCACACAUUUGGACCUGAAAUUUUAGUUUAGGCAGACAAUUUCUAAACACACGGCUGUUCAAAUUCACUUUACCUCAACUAUCUUUCAAGUACUUUUAUAAUUUAUGUCAAUAAAAUUAAAAUAGUUCAAAGUCAAAGGUUCUGUACAGGACGUUUACUACAUUACAACAUUAAUGACAUUAGUACUACUACUUUUCUUUUGUCCUGUAUUUCUAACAAAGCGUUGGCAAUCUAUCUCAAUACUUACUAUUUUUUUGGCACACUAACACUCACUUGCAGGUAUACAUCUAGUAGUAAGAAGUAUUUUGGUAACCUUUUCUUUUACGGUACACUUUUUACCAGGUAAUUACCAGGUAAUUACCUAGUAAUAACAUGAAAUUAUCUGGUAAUUACAUGAUAACUACUAAGUCAAUACUGUCUAGCUACCAGGUAGGUAACCUUCCAUCAUCAUACAAAUUUGUAGCCGAAUUGCUCUGGUAUCUCCAGGAUUUUCUCCGCUUCCUGGGACCACCACUUGUGCAGUAGCAUUGUACGCAGUCAGCGGGUGAGUCGCUAUGAUAAUGCUCGGCUUAAACAGCGUAUCGCUACGCAAUCUUCGCACACCCAUAGGCUGUAUCAAGUGCUAUCACAGAAAAUAAGAAACCCAAAUAGCUUUUGAAAAUGGAGCUGCACAGAAAAAAGAAAAGAAAAAAAACUAGACAGUAUUGACUUAGUGGUUAUCAUGUAAUUACCAGAUAAUUUCAUGUUGUUACUAGGUAAUUACCUGGUAAUAAGUGUACCGUAAAAGAAAGGGUUACCAGUAUUUCUAUUCAGCCAUUGGACAUUAUAAAAUAAUUUCACUGUGCAGAUGUUUUUAGCAAAGCCCAAAGUUCAGUUUGUAUAAAGAGGUGGCUGAAAAAGGCAUAUGCAGAAGCAGAAUGCUUAUUGAGUCUGUCCUGUUUAUUUCUUUAAAUCAAAUUAAAGUAUCAGCUUCAGAGAGUAUAGAGAGUAAAAAUUGUAAGAAAUCACCAAUGAGCUUCAAAAAAAGCUUUUGCAACCUGACAGUGAAUUGCAGGUUUUAAGUAAGAUUUUAACAUUUGCAAAAAUAACAGUCAUUCAUUCAAUCAUCCACUCAUUUUCUACCGCUUAUUCCCAUUGGGGGUUGUGGGGGGGCUGGAGCCUAUCCCAGCCUCUCCGGGCGAAGGCAGCGGACACCCUGGACAAGUCACCAGCUCAUCGCAGGGCUGACAUAUAGAGACGAACAACCACCCACGCUCACAUUCACACCUACGGGCAAUUUGAACGUGGCCAAUUGACCUAACCCCUGCAAAAAGAACAACUUAAAUAACAUAUACAAACUGUAACACUGCAAAUAUCAUUAGAAAGUAUAAACAGUUAAGGACCAAUCACAGAUCCUUGAGGUACUCCACAGUUAACCUUCCUAAACACUGUCACGGUGUCAUUAAUUCAUUAACACUGUGGUCUAUUUUAUAAAAAGAUUUCCAGCCAAAAUAGGCAAAACUAUGUAUCAUGUAUUUCUAUAUUUCUCAAUAAUCUCAUGUGAUUAUCUUUCUGUAGGUCAAUAUACAAACCAAUGGAUUACUUGUUAAGUUUUUCCUCUCAAGAAACAAGACAUAACCAGCAAAAAUGUGAAAUGAACAGUAAAUAUGCCCCAUGCUGCAGUACAAUCCCAGAGAUAUUCAACCAAACAUAGAAAAAGCAGCUGCAGCAGCAGCAACUCACAAAGGAACAUAAAACACGCGACACGCAUACACAGACAGACAGAGGAAUAAACCAUUAGCCUGGGGAAGUUUUGAGUUUGUCUGGUGCAUGGACAUGCUUUUGAUGGGUCUAAGCUCAGCAGACAGCUUGUUCCAGAGAGCAGGACCAGAGUGACUGAGAGCACCCUCUCUGGACUCUGAUCUAAUUCUGGGUACAGUUAGAAGCUGCCUCCUGAUGACCUGAGAGGCAUUCAUCCAGCACUGACAAUUGUGUCUCACUCAUCCAAGGAGCUCUAAUAGUUUCUACCUUGUUGAGUCAUGCAGUGGCUCAGAGAGCGGGCUGGAAUUAACUGAGGCAUUAAAAUCAGAGAACGCCAGCCGUCUCGACGGUGCAGCUGAGAGCUCUGGAUGCUGGAGCUGGAGCUGGCUUCAACAUGCACUGUAUGCUCAGGAGGAAAAGCCGUGGAGAGAGGCUGCUUCCUUUGAUUCCAAGUGUAAUUGCAGAUGUUGUGGGUAUUUUUGUCAUUCACACAUUUAGCCUCAUGUCUCUGAAACUUUGAUUCAGCUGCAAAACACUCCAUUACUGCGCUCUAGAAACCACUCUAUGUCUGGGCUGUCAGAGAUUUUGGUUCUCUGAAUAGCUGGAGAUGACGGACAGUGAUGAAGGAAUAGCACAUUUUGUGUGAUUAAUAUCACUCAGAGACUUGUCCGAGAAGUAGAGGAGAGGAGAGAGAGAGAGAGUGUGACUGAUAGUAGCCUUGAAAGCUGUUUGAUAAACAUGUUGCUCUCCCUGUGGUGUUGUUAUAUCCUUUCAAAUGUCAACAGAAGCAGCGAUAAUGAAACAAGCAAGCAAGACAAAAUCAUUCACAGCAUUUAGCAGCGCCCAGAAUUUGAGGAGAAGAGAGAGCUGGCCAGUGUCUUUAAUCCCACUGAUCAAAAAACUCACAGCUCAAAUGAUGUGAACCUCUGACUGUCAGUUACAGAGAUCAAGAACCGAGCAGCCGAAACCCUCUGGAGGCUUUUCUUUUAUGUGGCCGUACAGCCAUUUCUAUAUUAAUCUUUGAUGAGGAUCCUAGACUGAUAACCAGAGUGAACGUUUUUCUGUGACAUUAGUGUGACUGUUAAUCACCACAUGCCAUCUGGAUCUUGAUUUUUACAUAAAUACUUCCCCUAAUCUCACACUUCCAGGCAGCGGCUCACAAAAAAGACACCUCUAAGUUGGUGCUCGAAGCAUAAUGAGGGCUGAAUCUCCAUCUAAGUUUCCUUCUCCACGUACUCAUCUUGGCUCUCACACUCUCUGAAGUAGGUUGUAGUGUAGUGCUCAUUAUCCUGCCUCCCUUGGCAAGGUAGAGAGGGGAUGCAAUGGCACACUUAGCUGUUAUACCCCCGGCCUGAAACCAAAGUGCUCAGGGCAUGAAAUCCAUUUAAGACGCCUCUCCACCCAUUCCUCAUGUUUGGACUCACUGGUCUGGGAAAUGCCUUGCGGCAUGAUAUUUUAGCCGUACACAUGCUCGAGUGUCAGCCCUCGCUGAUCCUGUCAUCUCUGUCUUAUGGGAUUUUAUCUGGUAAAGUGCCUUCCUGGCAGGUUUGUCCACUACACAAACAGCAGGGAGCGAGUGCCUCUCCUCCAUUGAGUUUUUUUUUUUCAGUCAAACAGAAACACUUGGCCGUAAUCAGACAGAAUAGUAAUGCCACAAAGAAACAUAUGAGCAAAUUUUAAUCCUAAAUGAGGCUAGUUAUCGAUUUGAUGUUUGGAAGAUUUCAACUAGAUUGUUAUGAGCCCUUUAAAAAAUGUAAAACAAAACGAUUACUGCCCCCACUUCUGAGUUUUACAAGACAUUUUAUAGCGUCUAUAAAGCUGUGAUUACUCACCACAUACUUCCAGUUCUUGUUUAAACACAACCAAUCUCAUUCUUAUUCAUAUAAUUCAUAAAACACAUCAAUUUUACGUCUCACAAAAGAUCAAUAAAAGACCAUACUCUUAAAAGAAUGGCCACAUUCAUGUGAAAAUUUUCUAAAAGACAUUUAAUUUAAGGCAGAGCACGGAGGGAAAAAAAACUCAAAAUCCAAUCUGCUCUUUGGUGAGUCCAUUAAAAUGGUGACAUUUUUAAUAAUAGCGCAGUGGGAGAUCACAGCGAGGGGAGUGAGUGGGUGCAUUUACAGCUAUUCUGCUCUCUUUUAACACAAGGCAGCGUGGUCAGAUUUUUGUGUGCUCUAUUAUAUGAACGGAAAUUUCCUAGUGCCCUGGAUAAUGCUGGGUGUGAUUUGGGUUGUCUGGCUCCCAGCAUGAAUACUUGAGUGCUUUUAUUCUUAAAUGAGACGCAGACGCACAAACACACACACAGUGUGACUGCAGGUAAAAAUGCAACAGCUGUCAAUUAUGUGCUGGUUUGAGGUUUAGCUGUUAGAGAGUCAAGCGAAUUGAAGAAAACUGCCGAGACAUUAACUUUGAGUCAUCUUUUUCCCAUUACAUCAAACAAUUCAAGGGCAUUAUUUCUCUUCUACAUAAUUGACUAAUUUACCAUACAACCUGUACAGUAAGAUCAUAACAUACCCUAUAAAAGAGCCGUCUCUCUGCAUAUAAAUGGACAGGAAUGCAGACACAAAUCACAGCAUCAACUUCACACUAACUCCAGUGAUAAAAAAAAAAAGCAGACAUUUUCAGUGUCUGUCCCAAAUUUGAAGAUGCUAGUCCAUCAAAAUCUCUAGGUUUUAUCAUCAGGGGGUCAUGUAUAUCUAUGUCAAAUCUGUGAAACAUUGAUGAGAUAUUCCAGUCUGUUCACGCUUCUCUUUUGCUUCAGUUAGCUUCACACCUGAUUCAAAUGAUCAGCUCGUUAUCAAGCUCUGAAAUGCCUUAAUAACGAGCUGAUCAUUUGAAUCAGGUGUGUUGGAGCAGGGAUACAUCCAAAACAUGCAGGACGGGGGGGCUCGAGGACUGGACUUGAGAACCAAUGAGUUAGGGUGACCAUAUUCUGAAUCCCAAAAAGAGUGACACGCAAAAUUUUGAGGGUUUCUUCGGGUCGGGUCAAGUGUUUUUUCCAACUCAGUUAGUCCACGGUACACAAACUCCAAACUUCGAUACAAAACCCCAGACAUUUGAAGGGUUGAAGUGAACAUGUCCAGGUAAAAGAGGACGUAUGGUCGUCCUACUUCAAUGCACUUAAGAUAAAGAAAUGUGGAUUUCUGAUAUUGGAGAGUAUCAGAAAUAAAAACCUCCUCAAAUAGAACUCUCUCUUUUUUUUUCUCCAGACAUCAAGUAUUUAAGUCUGACUCUUAAGGGAGCGCAUCAGUCAGUUUCUGUUUACUCAUGAUAAAAAACAACCCUGUCAUCCUGAACACAAACACAUUUUUCUCCAAGUUUGAAUCCAGAUAAGUGAGGCUCUAGCUGAGUUCGGUAUUGCCUGAAGCUGCUGCAUCCCCAGUGACUGGAAGACCGGUUUUAUGGCUCACUAUUGUGCCAUCUUGCCUGAACUUUAUUAUGUACUGUACUAUAAUCGGAUACACUCCGGCAGUGCGAUCAGUUCAUGACCAGAAAAUGUCAAAGAAAAGCCAUCGUGCUCAUUUUACUGUCUUUUUCCUGUCUUCAUUGAUUUAUUCAGGACUGUUAGUUUUAGCUUUGGCUGAGUGGAGCGAAAGUUUUCUGGCGCAGACUCAUAAACUUUCAGAAGAUGGUGAAAACUUUUCUAUGGAGUCUGCUCUUCAUUAAAGGGUGAUGCUUCAUUUUCCAUGAAAGCAGAGUUUGCUUUUGUAAAUGUGUGAGAUUUAUCUUUUUUUUUUUUUUUUUUCAGGUAUGAGAUCAGAGACAUGCAUCUUGUAGAGGAGAGCGUUCUGGAGAGUCUAAAGGUCAAAGCCGACUUUCACAAUUUCAAGCCGCGACCCUUCAACAUGCGGGAAUUCUACGACCGCACCGGUCACGACAUCAGAGAUAUGCUGCUGUCCUGCCACUUCCACGGCACUGAGUGCAGACCGGAGGACUUCAAAGUGGUAAGUCUGACGCCAAUUAGUAGACACAUCUGAUAAUGAUAUCCUGUACUGGCUUUCUCUCUCUUUGAAGACAAAAACAAUCAAAAGAUUAAUUAUCGUCGAGGUAUCCAAAAUCUGACGUAGAUUCUUGUCAGGGUCAAAUUUAUAUCCAGGUUUUUUCUCACUUUCUGUGCAAAGAUGUAGAGGAACUAUGGCAUUACACUGAAUGUUUUCAUGGAUAAAAACUGUCUCUCUUUGGGGCGUUGCUGCUGCCUUUGUGUCGCAACUGAUGGACCUUUUAGAGCCAGAAUGAUAAGAACAGAAGUAUUCAGCUGUCAUCGUAAUAACACUGUAGAGCUGCAAACACAAACAACACUUGUUUCUCCCAUUUGAACAAGGCAGACUGACAAUGUGCUCGAUGUUUCAUUGCAUCAGUAAUAGUGGUAGUUGAGGUGGGUUAAAGACAGAGUUUGAUUUCUUUGAGCGAGGUUGCAUGAGGUGUUUGUCGGUAAUAAGGGUCUUACGCAGGUCAGCUUGGCUUCUGAGGCUGAAAACCAGCAAAGUAGCCCGGCUAGAAACGGCUGCAUUUUCUGCUUUCUACUUUGCCAUCAGUAAGCCGCCUGUGUGUUACAGCAUUAUCUGUGGGUGUAACACAUACAUGUUCCUCCAUCUGCAGCACAUUGAUGAUCUCUUUGGCUUAAAAGCAGAAGACAAAAAAACGUAAUACAACGAGGGUGAAGAGGACACUCAUAUGAGCUGGAGUGCACAUUGGAAGUCAAAAUUCAAAACGUAUCGGCGCUCUCUGCAAAAGUCAAGUUGACUCAUGUUUCAUUCCUGGAAUAGUGCGAAAAACAAAAGUGCCUUUUAAUGGUGGAGAUAAGGGCGGGAAUUUCUAAAUACAGCAGACACUUAAACUGGCAUUAGUCAGUAUGUCAGUGAAACUUUAUUUAUACAGCACCUUUGAAAUGCGUGAUUAUAAAGUGAGGUCAAAACUAUUCAUGCAAUAAGAGUGAAAACAAAGGGUAGCAUGUAGGUUUGGAGACGUUAACCUUCCUCCUUUGUUAGCUUUUACUACGCACCCGCCAUGUUAAGGGUCAGUUUUGACCCGUGUCUUAAAUCAGCUGUACAAUACACUAAAAACUAUUUUCGAUCAUCCAAUUUGGUUCUAAUCUCUAGGUUACCCUGUUAGGCUUCAUUAUCCAUGAAAAUAUUGCGUAUAAUAGUUUUUGUAGUGGGCCUUUCUUUGUCAGUAUACCCCUCAUACAAUCAUCUAUACUGAAUUGAUCUCACAUGUCUGGACAUGCCCGAUCUUAUUUUGUGCAGGGAAAAACAUGGCAAAAUGAGAAUUUCCUAAAUCUCACAUGAUUGAAAGAGGAUUUGACUGCCAGUGUAGACAUGAUUUUAGUUUUAACUCUAAUUAUUAGAUAUCAAUCUAACCGGGUCAGCCCUAACAUGACAAGGGCCAUAAUUUUGAUAAGAGAAUUUUAUAAUUUAGUAAAUUUAAUUUUUUUUAUUUUUAAUUUGUCGAAAUAGAGGUUCCAGACAAAGUCAAAAAGUCUUAAGUGGUUCUUUUAAGCAUCUAAAAACAAAAACAGGUCGGUGCAGACCCUCACACAGGAGGAGGGUUAAAGAUUCAGCAGACCUGAUGGGUUUAGGGAGCUGAUUCCAGAGGGAGAGGGCGUAGACGCUAAACGCACAAUCACCUUUUGUUUCACAGUGAAAGUGAGGGGCGGGAAGACAGCUUAGGAUAGAUGAAUAGAGUAGAUGAGGAGUGGAAUAAGAAAGAAGGAGUUCAGAAAGUAGCUGGAGACAAGACCGUACAAUGUCUUGCCUGGAAUUUAUUAUAUUAGAACUUUUUUCUGCGCUAAGAAAAAAAUAUAACCACAACUUCAACAAGGGAUGUUAUAAAGCUACAUCCCUGUCAAAUUGAAAUUGUAGGUUAACAUCCAAAUGCCUCUGCUGUUUAAUUAUCGCUCUAGCUGAGUGGUUAUAAGCCAGUUUAACCAGACACAGCGCACGUAAAUGCCUCCAUUUUCUGGAUCAAUAUACUGCCAAACUGCACUGUGCUACCAGCUUUACAGUUAUAUUCAUCGACCAGAGCUACAGCUUGUGGCAGAUGGCUGCCAUGACCCUGCUCAUGACCAGCAUUUCAAGCAUACAUGGAUAAACACAUCAAUAACUAGUUUAAUCAGCUAGUAAUUGUGGUGCCGGCUAGUGAGGGUAAGCAUUUAAUUGUUAAGUCGACUAAAUGUGCACAUACCUCACUUAAAGCUCUAAAUUGAGGGUGAAAGGAGAAAUUUAGCAGUGAUUUUUAUGUGUUGUUUGGGUGGUAGAAUGCAGAAAACAAACAUAAAUCAUGGGAUUGUCUAUUUAUAGUGAGUAAAAGAAGCAUGAACCCCCACAGCAAAGAUAGAGAAAACCUUUGAGUGAACUCAAGAAACAAGCAUGUCGUUUUCUGACCUGAGGAUACCUGCUGUUUUUGUCUGCGCACGCCGCUGGAUUACAAUUGAAACAUUGUCAGUGUUCUGAAAAGGUACUUUAUUCCCACAAGUACCAGCUGACAGACACAAAACAAAGUCAGAUUUACAUUUCACUGACUUAUAUCCACUCUUCUUGUUUAUCAUGAAAACGUCAAGGUUCGUUUAUGUCAGUCCUGCUUUUGAAACACACUUCAAAUCUGAGCUGACAUUUCUUGUGAAACUUCAUGAUCAGACAUUGUUUUCUUCUCCUUAUUUAUUUUUGUUUAAUCCCCAUGGCUUUCAAGAGCCGCUUACAUCUACCUUUUCAUCCUCUCGUUGUUGUUGUUGUUAUUUUCUACCUCAGAAAAUGAAGGGACGCUGAACAGGAAUUUCUUGAGAAUUAAACUCUUCUGGAGAAGAAAUGUGGAGCUGGUCAAAGAUGUAUGUUUCAACACAGCACUAAUAUAUAUGCGACUAACUGACUAAGGCGUAAGUUCUGCAGAAAGUGAAGCUCACUUGGCAGAAACGUCUGUGCCAUAAAACCCUGCUGUCACUGCUGGUGCACCCCGAUUCUGUUGCCAACGGUCACUGGCAUCCGACGUGAUUUUUAAUUUGGAGCUGAACAUUGAUCAUUCCUCUCUGCAGCCCCACUGAACAGAUUAGAUUAACUUAUGUGAUAGUUAAUUUUCCUCCAAAAAGAAAUCUCUCCGCUGUGGCGGUGUAGACGCGAGCUCCCAUCAUCCAUUAAGUGAUCAAUAACGUGUGUGUGAGCCGUGUAGCGUUGAUAUGUGCUGGCUUUAGAGUUUUAUUUUUGUCAUAGGAGCGUUUAUACACACUAUUAACCACGAUGAUAGCGAAAGUGGAGCUCUACAUGCUGCCACUUAUUCUGCAGCAGUUGCACUAAAGCAGCUUUGAAGUGAUACUUCUGUUAGUGGGCAAUUGUACUAUUUUUCCUCCUAACCCAAUAAAAGAGAAUCCACUAGUAUCCUCUUUUUUUAAAGUCCCUGCAAACAGCUCAAAGGAGUCAGAUCAGUUAAGAUCAGCUCUGAUAGCUAGCAGACACCCUGAUAUGUUUUGUUCUUUGAAUGGUGUCCUUUUUAAAAUUUUAAUUGAAUUAAUGAUUCUUGUAACCGCUUUAGGAGCUCCGUCUCUCAUGGCUUGUUAGUAGUUGCUAACUGAAGGGGAAAUUUGUGUUAUGAUAUUCUUGUUAAGUAGUGUGUGACAUUUAUAUUUGGGCAUUUUUUUUCCAUCACACUGCGUCCUUUUGUGUGCUGCAAAUAUAAAACAAAACCCAAUCUUUGCUGCAGGCCCGAGCACUGAACCCUCACUGACUGUAAUGGCAUCAGGUAUGCAGUACGUGCAGAGUGUGCAGAUGGUGCAAACAGACGCUUUGGGACACAAAGAAAAUAUCAACAAAAAUUCCCAUCUUUGUGUAUAUUUAUGUGUCUUUCAUUAGAGUUGAUAUAUUUAACUUACAGUUUGUGUCAAUUAUGGCGCCCCCUGCAGACAAAGUGUGAUUUCUCCUCAUAGAAAUGUCCUUUCUUGGUCAAAUAUAUUGUGGGAAAUAGCUGUAAAAACAGCUGUUAUCAUCUUUUCUGGAACUUACCACACAGAGGUGGUUUUAUGCGUCAUACACAACAGCACAAAAAUAAUCAUUUCUCGGCCUGUUGAUCUUUAUAGCCUGAGCUGUGUCAACCUAUAGUUCUCCUAUCAUCUGUCUGAGUGGCCACAUUGAUUCUCAGAUUAAUCAUACCCUCUGAUACGACCGGAUCAAAACAUAAGCCCGAUUUUUUUCACCUUGCCACACUCGUCAGCCGGAUGCGACACAAACUGUCAGAGAUAUUCAUGAGGAAACAGCUCAUUCCUCUCUGCUCAGUAGGAAACGGAUAAUUGAAAGUGUCUGUUUGGGUUUCUGGUGGCAGUGAUAGUUAUUCUCCUCAUCACCAUAUGGAAAUGUUGAAUAGUCAUUUAUAACGUUGACAGGCAUAAUUUGUAUUUAAUUAUUAAGUCCUUAUGGCAGCUUGCCAUUAUUUAUCCCUUUUCUAUUGAGCUGGUCCUGCAGUCAUUUACUGAGUUGUUCAAGCUAAUGCUCAAAGUCCCAAGAGUAAACACCAAACUUUGGAAAUCUACUCUUGCUGUUUGUGCUGAACUGGUUCACAGAAGCUUGUCUGUGUGGGUUUACUUAAACCAGUUUUACAAAUAAGUUUGCCUUUGACCGUGACCAGAUGAACCCUUUAUUCUCUUUAUUUCACACAGUUAUCUUGAGGCUGAAAUGGACCGUGCUUUUAAAACAGACGAACAGAUAACCACUGUUGAUAAAUCUUGUUUUUACUAUCAGAGGCUUUUAUCCGAGAUCAAAUCUAUGUUGUCUUUGAAUGAUUCUGAGUGAGUGCUACUCUUUUAUUUGUACUCAGUUGGACUGCUGUAAUGCACUUUAUGUUAGUGUUAGCCGGGGAAUCACUGCCAUGUCUUCAAUUAGUCCAAAAUGCUGCUACUCACUGCUACUGUAAAGUGAGAACACUUUACCCUUAUCACUGCCUCCCUCCACUGGCUCCCUUUGAGUUUGCUAGUCAAACAGAGCAUCUCUGACCUCUGAGUCCACUCUCUGAGGUCGACUAAUCAGCUGCUUCCUGUGGUGCCUAAGACCAGACUGAAAACAAGGGGUGACUGUGGAGCGAGAUAAACUGUCCCCGAUUUGACACACCUUUAAAUCUCCUCCUAAAACUUACUCUCUUAGCUUUUAACUUUCUUGUCUUCUCUGUGUUGUCUUUGUUGUAUUCUUUUACCAUAUUUGUACGUGUUUUCCACACUCUUAUGUGUUUUUAAUCGUUUUAUUUGCUCUAGGUUUUCCCCAUAUCUGCUUUUUAUCCAACUGUGCUGCACUUGGGUAAACAUUACUGUUUGUUAUGUACUCUAUAAAUGAAGUGCAGUGGAUUGGAAGUGGAUUUUGUUUGUUUGUUUGUUCUCUUGGCAGACUUCACUUCUACUUUCCCCACUUAGUUGUACUCCUAACUUCAUCUGAGAGACCACAGCCACCACUCGGUUGAAUUUCAGCUUUCGUUUUUCCCACUUGUAGCUGUUUACCUGUAUGCCAAGUAAACUCAUUUCGUUUCUAGGACCCAUAAUCUUAAGUUUUGCCUCAGAAGACUUUGCGCCCCCAAACAUCAGACUUUGCCCUCUUAAAUCCUUCUUCAGAGAUCUGCAGGGUUAUUAAACUUUCCCUCUCUUCCUCUUUUAUUUACUUUCUUUUAUUUGCUGUUUGCGGCGCCAUGCUAACGUACACAAAAAGGAUUCAGGCUUGAGUAUGACGCUCAUCGAGUCACAAUCAUACUGUUAAUCAUUAGCUUGAAGCAGUAGAAGCUCUGCUGGUAGCUGUCAGCUUGGCUGUGAUUCACAGCAGAUUUCCUCCUCAUUAAAAGCUCAUUAGAGGACUGUGAAAACCACAAAAACAGGCAUUAAGUGGUGACUGUCACAAGGUGUUUGUUGCUGAGCCGGUAACCUUGUUAGCAGUCCUUACAAAGUCAUGGUGUUUGUACUUUACAGGACUACACAUUUGACUGAACUGCAGACGGUCAUAAACAAUGUUCAUGUUUGAGAAUAUUUGAAACAGUGAGCAAAAAGAAAGUGUGUUGUGCUGUAAGUAAAGUUGAUUCUUCAGCACGGAAACAUCUGUUAAAGAGGUUUUUUUCUUUUUCAGCUUUAUUUGUGUCAUCGAGGGUCAGCCAAAAAAACAAAACCACCUCUAUGUGUAGUGCAAUACAAUCUGACAAGCGAGAACAAACUUAAACCCCUGAACUGCUUGAAAAGUUGGGUGAGCGCUGUUAUAAUCGAGCUAUUUGUACAAACUUAAAAUUCAUGGAGGCAGAAUUGACUCCCAGGUAUUUGUAUUGGACUGUGUUACCUUCAGCCAGCUGUGCCUUAUAAGCUGGAAAGUCAGUUUGCAUUUGAAUAAAACACAAAUCCUAUUAUGCUGUGCAUAGAAGUGUAAAGAAAGCUUUAAGAUGCUGUUUGUAGUCUUAAUGUGUUGUAUUCUGUCUUUUAAAUAGAACUUGAACAGCGUCUUCAGAUUCUUCCUUUGCUGCUUGACAUGUUUAUUCCCCCUCUGGGAUAAAAAAAAUCUCUUUUUAGCUCAUUAUUUCAUGUCUGUCUGCUCUGAGUUUGACACAUAACAGGAAUCAUAAACGGUAUUAUAACAGGUAUUAAAACAGCUUUGGGGAAAAGAAGUCAGAUCUGUGUAUUUGUAUUCUUCAAGGUUGUGUUUAUUACUAUUUUUUAACUGUUUUUUUUUUUUUAUAAGUAGAUUAGUCCCUCAAUAAUCUACAUUCCUGCUGCUUGAGCACUUGUUGUGGCUUUGGGCAGAUGUAGACUAGAGAGAUGUCUCCAGACUUAUUUUGAUAUGACACCAGAGAUAAAUCAGAGGUGUAAAAAAGUUACAUUUUCUAUGUAAACACUAGAGGUGAGAAUCACCAGUGGUCCCAAGAUACAAUAUUAUCACGAUACUUCAGUCACGAUACAAUAUAUUGCGAUUUAUACAUUUUUUUUCAACUGUUUAGCUAAUUUAGCAUUUGUCUUUCCUUUAUGUUUGUCUAAUUUACGCUGUAUUUUAUUUUCAUGUAGAACAUCUUGCAAACUUUAUAUAUAUAUUUGUUGUACUAACUCUCUCCUGCUCUAUAGUGUCACUUCUGCCAACCUCACUGGACAAACAGUUGAUUUUAUUUUUCCAUUGUCAUAGAUUUGACUUCAUAUUAGCAAUUAAUUUGAAAAACCAAUACUUGGUAAAUGAGACGACAGAUAUAUCACCAGACAAAAAUACAAGCUUGUCAAUGCUUGAUUUCACUCAAGGUUUCACAUCCUGUGUUUGGAAGAAUAGACAAACUGGAUGAAUUGCAAUCAUAAUCAGCUCAUUAGUCAUUCCUUUAACCUAACAUGCAUUCUAGUUACUUAGUUCCUGGCGGUCAACCCCAAAAGUCUGCUAGUUGCCAUGCAUAACUCCUGUCCAACCAAUCCUCCUCUAAACUUGACAUUACGCCAAUGUCAGAGCCCCAAACCUGUGGUGAAGCUAAUUGCUGUUUCAUCUUUUACUCCUGCUGAUAAUUUUGUUCAUACAUGUUCUUGUGGAGUUCAGAGGAGGCCUCAGAGAGUAUUUAAGAGAUGGCAAACUGUGCUUCGGUUCCAGGUGUUCAACCUGGCAGCAUAAAUCGCUCAUUUUAAAUGACUUGCAGCAGCUGCUCGUCCAAAACAAUGACUUCAAGAACCCUCUGACACUUCCUUGACUUCCUGUGUUUCUACAUUCAGACAAAGUCAACAGAUUUAUCUCAUCUGCUCGUCUUAAUCUCUGGUAUUAUGCUUGAUUUAGUCAGUUGUGUUAUGCUUUUCCAUGCCACCUCCGCCCCUCUAAACACUGACUAUGCAGAUGUUACAAAAGGUCUGCCUCGCGAAAUACACAGGCCUGGAGUAGCAUAGAAGUGAAUUAAAUAGAUUGGCCUAUUAUCAAACUAAAUUCAGGAUCUACUUUCGCAUUCACUGAAGAACUACUUUGUGUGUAAUUUCUAACCAUCUGGUCACUUUCAUCAAGAUAACAUAUUGUGAGAAACAUCAAGAAAAUUAGCAUGGAAAUAUUUCUCAACAUAUGGCAUGAUUAUAUCUGUCAGCCUGGGAAUGAAAACAGUGAAACAGGUCUGUUAGGUCCUCCUCAGUCUCACUCCAAGUAACACACAUCCUUUAAUGAGACUGUUUAUCUCAAAGGAAAGGGGAAAACCUUUUCUUCUGCUGCCCUGUCCUCCAAACACAAACACUGCGUCACCGCUUUCCCCGAUCGUAUUUGAGAGCACAUGGUCCCAAACAUUUUAGUUAGUGCUGCCUCAAUAAUUCAUGUCAGAGUUGGAAUAUAAAACGCACACAUAUUAAGUAUGUAGAUAGUUGUUUACAGUGUGAGUGGCUGUGUGUACGGAGCCCUAUCACCCACUCAAGCAUCUUAUUGACCUUUCCGUGUUUUUGUCUAAUUUAAGGAGGAAUGGAUAAUUCAUGUAGUGGUUAAUUUAUGCAGCCCAGAAGACUUCGACUGCUUCUCAACUCUCCUCCCUCUGCACCUCCUUCUCUCUGCUCUCUGCUGUGACUGCUGUGAUGGAGCAAUUUCUCUUCUCUUUGAAGAGCAGAGCGGCAUUCAGGAAAUUGCACCUGGCCACCAGAAUGUAGUAGCAGCAGAGAGGUGUUUCCCCUGGAGAGGUUUAAGGCCUCUAUUUCUCUUCUCUCCAACUUCCCCUUUGUUAUCUACAUCAGCAUACGGUUCCAGAAAACUGGAAAAUGUUCUUCCUUUGAAGACCCUCUUCUUUGAUGCACUGGGGUUGUGAAUCUUUUCAUUGUUUCAUUGCAAAGUGCUUGAUGAAUAAGAAAAGAGGAAUGUCCCAGCAGACUGCUCUCUGUGAAAAGAUCAAACGAGGGAAAAAAGAGGCUGAUAAGGAACUAUUUGAGGUCAUUUCUGAUUAGAAUACCGACUCGAGCUGAUCUGACAUGACGGGAUCAAGUCUUUUUAAAAUAAUUUCCAACCACGUGGAAAACAAAGGAGCGAGUGUGCAACCAUGAGAUACCUCAGGCGGUAGACAUUUUCCAUCUCCUGUAACAGAUUUCUCCCUCCAAGCUUUUAUUUCCCUCCCAUCGAGUUAGUUUUCAACAAUAUGCCAACUGCAAUUAACACUAGCUCCUGUCGGGGAGUUAUAAACAUUUGUUUGGAGAUUUGCUCACAUUAAAAUGACAUAAACUGUGAGAGUCACUUUGGUAGGAUUCAUCUUAGGAUUUCAAUUUUAUUCCAGUAACAAAUUGAGUCUAAUUCUUCCCACACAGUAUUAUGAAAAGUCAUGAUACUAUUAAAAAAAGCUCACAUUUUCCCUUAAUAGCAAUGCAUUUAUGCCUUUAUUUUCCUUUUAGCAUUAAAGAUUUGUCAUGAGGGUUUGCCAAAGUGUUGCCAAAGUUUCUUACUAGAUCUUUAAAUUUAAUACUCUGUAAUUUCAGAUUUUUGCAGAACAGAUUCUGUUGAUGAUCUUGCUCCAUCCAAAAAUAACAUGAUCCAUUUUUUUCUCACAUUUUUUAUUUGUCUUAGCUUAAAUAACACUAAAAUCUGUUCACAUGAGGUUCGGCUAUUAAAAGCUAACAUCUGCUGGCUGUAGUGUCAUGUUCAGCGUGUAUGUAAGAGUGGUUGGAGGCUUUCAAAACAAAAGAGGCAAAAUAUUUAUUCAUACUGCUAUUAUUGUGUUUUUUUUUCUUGAAUUUUACCUCAUUUUCUUCAGUUAAUUGAUUUCAUUUUAUAAAACAGUGACACAAAAGGCCCACCGGACUCAUGAAAAACUGUGUGUCUUCAGUCAGAAAGGCGCUCUGAGGAAAGGAUAAAUGGCUCUGGCAGUUAUUACAGAGCUAUCGAAAGCACCCAGUGCUCCCCUCCUGCUCCUCAGCAGCUGAAGAGAAUCAUCUCUGUUAAUUGGACUCUGAGGUAUUUCUGAAGUAGGCAGGCAACUGUGCCUGUUUAAAAAAAAAAAAGAGAGAAGAAGAAACACACCCACCAGUGAACUGCGGUAAAGGAGAACAAAGCCAGAGUCCCACUUUGGCGAACACUUCCUUUGGUCUGAUGCUUCGCCCUUUUUUUAUUUGUCAGACUCAGGUUUUGACAGCUCUACUCUGGGAAUAGAGGGGUGUUUGCAAUCUCCCGGCGCACUCCUGUCGUGACAGUUGUGUCAUAAUUUCUGUACUCUGAUCGCUGCUGUCAUGUCUCAACAAGGCAACAUGCAUUUGUAGAUCCUGCAGACAAAAUGUGAGACAUGCUUUGCCUCGAAGAAGACACAGCCUGGUGGUAUAAAAAAUGCUGCAUUUUGUAUCACAUGUAUCAUUUGCAGGCUGUGAGAGCCUGAUUUAGAUGCUGUUAUAUAACCCUCAAAAGAUGAUUUCUGCAUGUUUUAGCCUGUUUAUUAUAAAUGCUAUAUGUCUUCUGCUGAGGGCUGUCACUGCUGCAGGAAUGGAGUAACUUUGGAAAAAUAAUAAAAACACAAAGUAGACUUAACAUUUUCAGAGAGGGUUUACUUUUUCUCAAGCAGGUUACAGAUUUAGAGAGCAAUUUCUAACACUGCAGGCAUGACCUGACUCCAAAGACUGUCUGGACUGUAAAAUGAGCAGUACGCUAUGGUAAACGCUCAGUCGAAAUGUGAAACUAGCUCUCAAGAGAUGGAAUAAAAAGUACAAAACGACCACUGCGCCGCCUUGAAAUCCCAAACACAGUUUCUUUUCUGCACUGUGAUGUUUUCAUUGGAGUGCAGGGAUGCAGUUGCUAUCCAAUGUGCUCUCAUGUGUGAUCCUCCGCUUUGACUGCUGUACUCUCAUGUAGUGAUUCUCUUUUAGCCUCAACCUGAACUCUGUUAAAGCGACCCAGAGGGUGACAAUAAGCUCCGAUUUCUCAGACAGCUCCGGCCGUGUUGGGAUCCAGAGGGAGAGCCUGACUCCUGGAGAUGUGGAGACGACCUGUCUUUCCCUCGGCAAGAAUUCAUACUUAGUUUUGUGUUUUCUCUGGGCCCUGUGGCCUAAAGCGGGAGAGCUUAGGCGCAGCCACCACCCACACCUCCCAGCUGCAUGUGGGUCAGAGGGGCUGCGCUCCACAUCCUCCGGGCGCUGAGCUUGCAAAGUGAUGUCACCUCUUGGUCUCAGUAUUUAUCCUCACUUUGUCUGCCCUCAUUUUAAAACUAUUUCUCUGCAUUCCUCUAUCGUCUCAACCCCGGCGCUGCGCUUCCCUCACAUCAACCCCCCAUGGGCAUGACGAUCCUCAUUAUGUUUUCAUGUCGUGCUCUCUCUUCUUCUCUUCUCCCUCUCUCUCUCUCUCUUUCCUUCACCCUCUCACACUCUUAUGCCCUUUCCUUUGUUCUCUCUGGUCCCUUGGCGUCCUCCUUUCGCUACCUACUUUAGAGAUUGAAAAAAACAUGAAACAAGACAAAAAAUCAUGAUAAAGAGCACAGGUGGAGAUAUUAGGAGAGGAAAUCACUUAAGAAGCCUCAUAAGUGUAUUCCCAAAACAGAGCUGUGAUAAACAUUUGUACACACUUAAGAGGAUUAAAUUUAAUAUCAGCCCCACAGUGCUGAUCGAGGGGUAUUUAAGUGCUGACCACCUCUGAAGGCUGAUUGAGGGGCCGAGUAACCACAUUACCAACAUCAGCAUGAGAAUACUCAGGGCUCAUAAUGGAGAGAAAUCCUGAGCAGGAAAGCCGUCUGUCAGCGGUGAGACCGACACAUCCAGCAAGAGAGCAACUUCAUGUUGUUUGUUUGAAAAAAAUAUAUAACUUUAAUACCGCCUUACUUCCUCCCUAACAUCCUUGCAGGUAAAUUCUUAAAGCGUACAGCUCCAAAGCUAUUUUAUGGUACAUUUCUGCCAGCCUCCCUCACAUAAUCUCGAAGGAAAAACCACAGCAAUCGUUUCCCUCCACGUGUAGCUCAGUUUUGGAUAAAUUCUCCAAGAAAAAUCAGCAAAAUGAAAUGCAAAUGAAUUCCUGUUUCCAUCCAGCAAUGUCAUGCAGAUAUUAGCAGUUUGCAGGAUCCAGAUAAACAGUAAACGCCGCAGAUUUUUCAGUUGGAUGAAUAUAAACCAGAGCUGAGGAAGAGGUUGAAAACUUAAUGGCGUAUUUAGGAGUGAAGAAAUAGACUUGUAUUCACACACAUCUUGGAGACGUCUAUUUAAGACUGCAAGUCAAACACAGGAGAUGCUAACAAGCUCGCAGUGAAACAUUAACUUUCUCUUCACUCAUGUCAGAAGUGUUCUGGUUAUGUCACUGAUGAUACGUGACAUUAUGCCCACUAGAGCAUGUAUUUCAUAGAGUUUAAUUUUGCAGUGGUUGUUAUUUUGUUGACUUAUUUUAAGACUAAGCUUUGGAGAGUAGGUGGGGAGAGGGCCGCAGGUUGAAAUCAGACCCAGGACUGUAGUCUCUGUACUUUUAACUGCUGAGCUUUCACAUUUCUAAAUCAUGGACAAAUACUUGUUUUCUAUAUUCACACGGCUUUGACAGUUUGCAUUUCUAUUAUGAGCAACUCCAAAUGGACACCUGCAGUGUAGGAGCCAUAUGCUACAGACAAAUCAGUAUUAAACUUUGACUCAUGGUGCAUAAGGGAUGUUUUUCUACUGGUUGAAACUGCAGCAGCCUUGGCAACCACACUGCCUGACAUAAACUGCAUACAGACUCAUCAGUGUUGAAAGCACAGUGCAUUAGUUAGGGGUGUCAGUUUGUUAAAACCAGGACAGGAGCUGUCCAAAGUAGGACAGAGCGGUGAUUAAUACAUGCACUUGUAUCAGACAGACUCCUUUUUUUAAUACUAACUUUGAGGAAAGACCUUAAUGUUAGUGGAUUUUGCAGCAAUAAAGUACAUUGUUCUGGGCUUAUAAUGGAGCCAACAUUAUAAACACAACACGUCAUAAAUAUACAUUAACUACUUUACCCUUCCUCCUGUGUUAGCUUUUACUAUGCACCCACCAUGUUAAGGGUUGGUUUUGACCCGUGUCUUAAAUCAGCUGUAAAUCACACUAAAAACAAUUCUCUAUCAUCCAAUUUGGUUCUCAUCUCUAGGUUAACUUGUUAGGCUUCAUUAUACAUGAAAAUAUCACUUAAAAUAGUGACUGUAGUGAGCAGGGAAAAACAUAAUAAAAUGAGAAUUUCCUAAAUCUCAUAUGAUUGGAAGAGGAUCUGACUGUCAGAGUGGUGCCUGACAGUGCACUUAUGAUUUUAGUUUUUGCUCAAAUUAUUAGAUAUUGAUCUGACCGGGUCAACAGCGACCCUAACACAACAAGUGCCAUAAUUUUAAUAGGAGCAUUUUAUAAUUUCGUCAAUUUGAUUUUUAAUUUUUAUUUUGUUGAAAUAGAGGUUCCUGACAAAGUCUUAAUGCAAAAAAAGCUAAUUUAAGUGGGUUUUUUUUAGCAUCUAAAAACAAAAACGGGUCGGUGCAGACCCUAACACAGAAGGAGGGUAAAUACACCAAAUAUAUGAAAAUCCCAUUUGAUGUAUUUGACGGAACACAAACCCCGGUCACUCUACCUGAAACACACACUGCUUUAAGUUUAUUCUUUGGUUUUAUUCCUUAAAUUGGAGAUAGGAUAGGAGAUCAUGUAUGAAACAAGGAGGAGAGAGAGUGGAGAAUGAUGUGGUAAAAGGCUGUCAGUCAAAAUCAAACCCACGUCUUGAACUCUUGCCUCUUCACUGCUGGGCUACACCAGCACCCCUGAGACUAUUUCUGUAUGAUGUUCACGCGGUUUACGUUUCCUCACUUUGAAGAAUGAUACCAGCACUUUCAAAGAGCUUUCCAAACAAAGUUCAUAAAGUGGCAGGAAAAGCUUCCAGGAAGUUUCCCCCAGCUUUCUCUGUGGACCAAAAAACACCUACGUGAUCAGCUCUAAAACAAGAGUUUGGCAGCAUUUCCAGAUUAUAUUUGCCAGGAUGAGACUGGGACAAAAUUCAGCCUUGGCACUUUGUCUUUGUGGCACUGGAAUAACUGAUAGUGACAUUAUUUUGGAAUAGUAAAUGUGUUAUCUGAGAACAUUUUGAAGCAUCAGCUUCAAGUUUUUCCCUCUUGUUUUUUCUCUUCCAUUUAUUUCAGCCCUUUAUUAUUAAUUUCAUGAGUAUUUCUUAUCCAGCUCUUCUUUAUUUUUCAUUUGAUUAAUCCUCUCUUGACUUUCGACAUGGAACGAUUAGACCUAACCCAAAUCACAGUCCAUAUCAGUCUAGCCCACAGGACAGGGACUCUCAAACCUUAAUCAGAUGGGCUUUCCAACAUCUAAUGGACCAUAGCCAGCCAGUCAAUUUAUUUUAACAACUUUUUUUCCCCCCUCACAUUACUGGCUGUGUGCUUGAAGCCCACUCGAUAGACCGGCCCAUCUGGCACCUAGAUGAUCUUUGCCUGUCAAGAUUAGAUCCCUUUUGGACCACUGCGGAGAAAGAGGAGGAAACACAAUAAGACAACUGGGGGGAAAUGUGGCUUUAGUUUCUCUGUUAUGUUGAAAUUUGAGGUUUCUACAGAGUUCUUAUCCAAUAACAAAGCUUUAUAGUUUUUCUCUCUGAGUUAAUAUUCUGUCUUUGUGAUGUGAGACAUGAUUUUUUAAUGUUCUUUGUUGCAUUUUUGUUCUUUUGCACAAAGUUUUUCCAACACAUCUGAGCAUAAAAAACAGCGAUAUUAAUCUCUUUGUGUGCUAUCCUGAUGGAAAAACAGCUUAUGUUUUUCUCCCUCUUUUUAGUUCAUUUCUGUCUCUUAAUUGCUAACUCUGGUCCCCUUGUUGCAGAAAAAACUCCAACCCUUCGAGACCUUAGAAAGGGACCCACAGGGUAUUUUUGGGAGAAGUUUACAGCGUCAUUAUGUGCAGGUAAAAAGGAGUUUUAGCCACAAGGGAUCAAACUUCUAAAAUUCACUUUCAGGGGAAGAGAAAAGGCCAAAUUGAUAGACUGAGCUUCAGAUAUCAGCAGUUGUUUUUGCAUACUAAAAGCCUAAUCAUUCUUUUUUUUCUGCGCUUUAAUGGCCACUCCAAAACCUCCAAACAGAUCUGCUCAUUGUAAAGCCCCAAGAUAUCAUUUCCCUUGUUGUUAACGGGAGGACAGCCACACCCAGUCUCCAUGACUCCAGCUGGUUUCUAGACGGAUCAGUAAUGCAGCUCAAGCACGCUCUAUUUGCCGGGGCUGAGAGGGGGAAACGCUUUUUAUGAAGACAUUUCGGACGUUGGAGAAGUAGGGGGGAAAAAAAGGCACAGCGGGGCUGAAAAUAGCUUGGGUUGGCUGCACCGCUCUGCACAUGGUUUAUUUAUCCUGAGGAUUAGUGCAGGUGACUUGAGGGCCGGGCUCUGUAUGGGCUGGAGGCAGGCGAGUAAACGAUGAGCUGUGACUCAGCUGCUGGAUGGAGUUUGGGAGGAGGACAGUGAGGAGGAGUGAUGCUGCAGUUAAGGGAGUGGAGCUCCUCUGACCUUAGAUCAGCUUAAUUGUUGAGUUCCUGCUGCUCACUGGGAAAUACAAAGACUUGGGUUUGAUGUUACAGAGAGGCUUUUGAACUCCAGUUUCUAUUUAUAUUUACACAAGAACUCUCUGAGUGCAACUUUGAAGUAUUUUACCAAACACUAGUUUUUUUCUGCUGCUUUCACACUGUAUCCCAACAUAGUUCACAGAGAAAUGCUAUACUGUUGAUGACAGGAAGUGUGAUUGGAAAAAAGAUGAGUUAAAUCUUUGGACUGAGAAGAAUUUUUAGUCUGGCCACUUCAGAAAAAACAGACAAAAAUAAUGAUUUGGUGAUAACUUGUGGCAAAAAUACCUCAAGAGGGAAAAACUGGCUCAUCCCACAUACUGAGAAAACAUCCCACCCCUCCUUUUUGUACUAAGCUGUCUGAUUUUGAAGCAAUGUAAUCAGCGCCACUUAGACUCAAGUGAAUCCUCUCACCUGGAGUAAAAAUGACACCAUCAGUUAACACAGCAUCAUCAUUUAAAGGGAACAGCAACACAUCAAUCAUCUAGAUUCCUACUUGACCUCAAUAUUAUCAUCGUCAUCGUCAAUGCCUUUGUCAUCACUCCAUUAAAUCCUUAAGACAAAAGUGCUGAGUCUAAAACUUUUCCAACUGUACAGAGGGACUCUAUGGAUCAAAUUUACUUUGGCAAACUCAUUCCACCACAGUGGAUUACAGAGGAGAAGAGUCUAGCUUAAGUAUGUAAGUAAUCCCAAAAGAGCCGGGUCAUUAGCUUUUUUUUUUAGAUAAAAAGGAAUCAUAUGGAGUUGAGAAAUUUAUUCCACCACCAGGGGACAACAGAGGAGAAGAGUCUAGUUAGUGGCCUGGGGCCCUGUUGUAAUAGGAGCAUCGGGUGUAUUUCAUUGGCAGAGUAUAUAGCGGGGGCAGUAAAAACCUGGUUAAAGGGUUCUGGGGAGGCAGGAGCUGUAUUUGUUGCUGUCUUACAACUGCAAGAGAGAAAGAAGAGCAGUUUCAGGUUAUCUGAAGACUUGUCAGUCAGCCACAGUCUGGAUGAUCUACAGAGGUUCAUAUUUGCGUGCAGAGGGGUGUCAGUAAGGAGUUGCAGUUUUCAGAGUAUGAAAUUUACAAGAGCCUGAAUCAGCCUAGUCUUGGACAGGUUGAGCUGACGCAGUCGAAGUCCUUCCUUCAUCCAGUGUGAGAUAUUAGAAAAGCCUGAUGAGGUCCUUGGCCAAGACAGUUGUAUCAUCUGGCGGAAAUAAUAAGAAGAGCUGAACAUCAUCAGCAUAGCAAUAGUUUGAGAAACCAUGGGGAUGGUGUAUUUUAAAAAUAGAAGGGGACCGAAAACAGACCCUUGAGCAGUGGCGGCUGCUGGUCUUUCAAGGAGGGGAAGCUCAUUUUUCUGGCCUACAUCAUAAUUGUAUUUGUUUAUUAGUAUGUAACAGAACAGAGUCGCCAAACACAACGGCAGUCGUUUUUAACAAAGACAAGAGUCGCUGAGGAUCGGUAAAGUCUCUGGAGCAGUUAAGAACAACGGAAUGAAUGACUUGGAAAAUGCUCUGGUAGAUGUUUUAUUCUUCAAGAUCGCUGAUUCGCUUGUUUAGCUGUCAAUCAAAAAAGGAUUUCGCCUCAGACAGCUCAUCCAAUCAUGAAUGCAGAAGCUUGGAGUCCGGGAGAAAGUCAGGACCGCCCUCUCGCCAUAGAACUCCAGUGAAGCUUAGCUUCCAUUGGGCGGGACAAAGCCCAGCAUUUAUCCAAUGAGCGUCUAGUUUAGCUGCUGGAACAACCCACUUUAAGCUUCCACAUUGAAGUCAGCAGAAGCCCAGCGUCCGACUGUUUGAAGCGCUGAGGCGCUGCGAGGAUGAAUGAGAACGAAGUUAUGCCGGUUACCUAUAAUUAUCAGCUUCUUAUCACAGUGUCUGAACAAAAGUUGAAGGCUUUCUAGUGCGUAUUUAGUUAAUGAAAUGUACACACAGCCGUACGUAUUUCACCACUUUUUCUUUUUUUGGGGGGGUGACAUUUUAAGGGAAGCCGAGCUUCCCUUGCAGUCUUAGAGCAAUCGCCACUGCCCUUGAGGUAUCCCUGUAAAAUUUUCCAUGCUCUUUUAACACUCUUCUCCUCCAACGUACUAAAAAUACUUUAAAGCUAACAGUAUGCAUACUUAAUAUACCUUUGCUAAUACUAGGCUAAUAAGAGGCUAAUGAAACAAGGAAGUGUUACAGUUUUCAGCUGUUUCUGAUUUAUCGCUAUAUUUAUGCAUCUCUUAGAAAAAAAAAAGUAUAAUUUAUCGGUAGUGAUUUGUUAACACAACCUUCAAAGCUGACUUCAUGCUGUGCCACAACAACACAAGAAUUUGUGACACCUGGUCCUGUCUUUUCACCAUACAUGUUUUUAGCGGGGGGGGCUCACACCUAUUGGCCAAAUCUUGACCCCUGACACAUCCUAGACCAAGUAAAAACAGAAAAAUGAAGGAAAUUUUCCUCAAAACACCUCUGUGAUUAAAAUAUAAAGAGAAGAAAUUGUGUUCAAAACAGAGACUGUGUUUGUAGUUUUACCUGAGAAAUAUAUCUGAGAACAUCUUUGCUCCCACGCAUGGGUAAAGAAGGUUGUAUAAGGAUGGCUGGAUAUGCAGGCAGACAUUGUUUAAAUCCCUUGAAGGUUAUGUUAAAUUCAAGGCCAGGAUUGAAUGUUUCCACGGUUACCAUGUCAGACCGAAUCACAAUCACAAGAUGUUUUCAUUUGUUGUUAACAUCGCAGCCAUGAAAAUAUGACAUGCUGGAUUUGAAUAUUUCACUCAGCAUGAAUGUGAUCUCGCUUUAAUGAAGCUCGGUAACACGUGCACGCAGAACAGAGGAGAUAUUGUUUAACAGAGUGGAAACAAAUGAAGCUGUGUAAUGAAAUAAAAGUAAUAGACUUUAGGGGGAAUUUGGAACAUUUUUGUGGGUUAGUCAGACAGAUGUGCAGGGAUGCAAAAACGCUAACAAAGACGUCAUACUCGUGUUUUGGAUGUGAACAAAUACUACAAACAGAGUGAAUGACAGCAGACAAGCGCGAACACUUGUGAGCUAUCAAAUGAUCUGCAGCAGCAAAAGCAGAACUGACAGACAGAAGCUCUCAGAAGGAGAUACAAUUGAUUUCAAGGAGAACCUUCUGUGCACACUGUGUGCGGACUUUGUAUAUGAUGAGGUCGGACAAAUGGACUCAGAGCUGGAUGAGGUGAGAGGAGACAGAUGGCAGCAGUUGUAGGGACAGGUGAAGACGCAGACUGUAGUCGCCGUGGGUGAGAAACAGAAGUGAACUCUCUUUGAACGGGGCAAGGACAAAUGGAUGAAAGAAAAAAAGGAGACAAGGAAAAGAGCUGGAGGCGUGUUAUUUAGAACCAAAAAUGAGGGUCAUAAUGAGGGCGUUUGAACGGAGGGAGAUAGGAGAGAGGAGGUCUCACUCUGACACAGCUAAAAUGAGGCAUUUAUUCUAAAUUGUUGGAAGAUCUCACCCAAAUUUACCUCAUUUUUAUUAAAGGUUUUAUUAAUGUCUGAGGGAUAACUCUUACAAGGUAGAUGAAAUUAAUUUUCAGCUACUGAGAUCAAACACAAGUGCGCACAUGUAUCAAAAGCACUAACCUUCACACUCACAUCCAGAGAUAAGGCACUGUUUUGUGGUUGUGGCAUUCACAACAACAACAGCAAGCUCCUGGGAGAAGAGCCUGGAGACUGAUUAGUAUUUCCUGGAUGUGCCUUUGCACUUUUAUAUCAACCUCAGACUGGCAUUUCCACUGCAAUUACCGAGCUAAUCAGUUAACCAGCGAUGGCUCUGUCUUGGCCCGCAGCCUGAGUUCAGCCAGUGUUUUCUUUCUGUUGUGGUUUUUUUCCCCAUUUUAAUGUGUCCGCGGGAAAUAACGGCACGUCUGCGGAAAUGCGAGGCAAGAGCCACAGUUAAGCGGCUGAUGAAUGGUGUGGAUUUUAUGUGUUUGUUUUACUCUGUGCGUGCGUGUUUGUGUGUCUGUGCGUGUGUGUGGGGGCUUUGUUGAUUUGUUGGGACCUUGGCUGCUCUGCCUGCUGCUCUUUCUUGAAAGAUUAUCAUUAUGACAUUUUGUGGUUACCGCACGGAAUACAAUACAGACUGACAGGAGAGCUGGGAGACAGAUAGAGAGACAUUUACAGGCUGACAGGGAGGAGGAGACGGCAAACAGAAAGGACAGAAUAGCCAUGGAGACAAUCCAAUAAAUAUGAAUAAUGACCCAAAUUCACCCACUUGGCUCAAUUAAAAUGAUCUCCUGAGAAGAAAUGUGGAAAUAUCCCUUAUUCAUUCAAAGCAGCAGAAUUUGAAAUUCAAUUAAAAGUAACUGAUCGUUGAAUGACAAAUUGUUGUGACUCUAGGCACAUUGCAUUAUUUCUGCUCUUGCACGAGAACCUUCAAAAAGCCUUUUCUAACAUGCAACAUUUUUCUCUCUUCAUGACAUUUGUUUUAUUUCUUGUCUGAACAAUGUUGCCACAGACCCUGUCUUUCUCAACCCCCAAAUAAACAGACUCUUAAUCUCAGUGAGAUUUGCUUGAAUUUAAACCUGUAAUCUCUGUUUUUUAUAUUUACAUUUGAUCGAAUCACAAAGUGUCAAAGAGGAAUUUUGGUAUAAAAAGCCAGCUGUGAGUUAUGAUGCAGUUCUCCUAUGGUUUCACUGCUUCCCCUGUCUAUAGUCUUUCUGUAUGCUGCUGAUUUUUUUGAUUUCUUUUUUUCUUCUUUGCAAUAUAGCAGAGCUUAUAAGAAGGGGAAAAAACAGCUUCUCCCUGCAGUUGGAGACUAAAAUGAUCAAAAAGAGUGUAAGUUGUGGAUUUUUCAGGUGGACACAAGACUGCAAAUGAAUUUGAGUGUCUGCUCAUGUCUGCAGAAUCUUAAAAUACUUAAAGCGUAUGGAAGACAGAGGAUAAGGCAGUAUUUAAAUAAAGCAAAGGACAUAUGGGCAAAAGAGGUUUAUUCAACUUUCUGCAUAUCUAUGAGAAUAAUCUGUGCUGUAAUGCAGCGUGGGCUGCAAUGAUAAAAAGCCGCCUCACCAUGAGUCUUUGUUUGGACCUUAAAAGACCUUUAAGGCUCAUAUGAUAAAAAAAAAUCUGAUUAAUGAGUUUAAGCAGGACCGUUUAGGACUUUAUAAACCAAUAAAGAACCUUGAAAUCAAUCAGAAAAGACAUUGGGGGCCAGUUCAGAAGCUAAGAAAUAGGUGUGACGUUUGGUCUUUUUCUGGUUCAUGUCAGCAUUCUUGCAGCUGAGUUCUGGAGCAGAUGAAAAUGAGAGAUUCAGAGAGACCAGAAAGAAGAGUGUUGCAACAGUCGCUACGCCUAGUGUUUCUGCAUUGAGUGACGAAUCUGUUGCACUCUGUAAAGGCUUCUCUGUAAUUUCUUCUUCAGCUCAAAACUAAGAUUUUGUUCAAAUAUCACACCUCGAUUUUUCACCUGCUGACACAGGUUGAAGACAGCGCUAUAAGUUUGGCAUUCGUUUCUCUUUCUAUCUCAAAUACAGUUAAAGAGGGUAUUAACUGGCCCUGGGUCAUCAGGAGACAUGGUAGAGUAAAGCUAUGUGCUAUCUGCAUAGCUCUGGAGAUUGAUACCACGCCUUUUGAUGCUAUUUCCAAAGGAUGAAAUAUAAAAGUUAAAAAUGUGUAGGACCUAAAAUUGACCCCUGAGGAACACCAUGGUUUACAUUGCAUGUUUUGAUGAGGAUACCCUAAAACUCACAUCAAAUUUUCUGUCAGUCAAAUUUAAACCAGUCAAGACCAAGACCAGAACCAGAGAUGCCAAUAAAAAAAGUAAAAGAACAGAGAGCAUAUUUUAACAUGUAAGAAGGCACUUAAAAGUUUUAUACUCUUUGAAAAACAAAAAAGAAUUGAUCGAAAAAGAAUAAAAGAAAAAUUCAUUUCCAGGAUUGUAAAAACUCAAGCUUGUUAAGGCUCGUUAGCCUCCAUCCCAUCAUGCUCACUCUUUCCUCUGCUUUACUAAAACACACUUAAACUUGGCUCCUUCUUAUCCUCUACAUUGUGGCCGCAUCGUAGUUUGUAUUGCUGAAGCACAAAAUGUUGACAAUAGACUCAACUCAUUUUGCACCAUCAUUUCCUUCUUUGCACUCUCGGACCUCAUUGCAGAUCAAUCUGAAUGAAUCUCAAAGACAGUAGGCGGCACAGUGAUCAUUUAAUCUCGAUUAUCUUAUCGUCAUGAUUGUUGUAAAAUCAUAAUUACUAUUGAUUUUUGACUCAUUACCCAGCCUUACAUCACAGCAUCUGUAACGCAAAUGUCAGCUCACAUUCAAGAGUGCUAAACUUCCACCUGUGCAGCUGCAGUUUUAGUAAUGUCGCUCAUUAUUCUGUGACUUUAAACACUCCUGGACACUUCUGGAUUUCAAGAGCUAUGGCCCUGAGGAGAAAUAAUUAGUCAUCCUUUGAUUCAGAAUUAAAAAGCAGGAUGGUGAGAGGGAUCCUUUUCUUUAAUGAAGGUCAAACACCAACAAAGAGAGCGCAGAUCCUUAAAAGUAUCAAACAUUAAACAGGAUGGACUAAUGUUUUACUCCGCCGACCUCCUGCGCACUCACAAAAACUAUUCUGCUGCUGCUCUUCUUUUUUUAAUGAAAUGAAAUUAAACUCAUCAGUCAUACGGCCAAGCGAAGACAUUAGGUAAAACAGGCACCACUACUUAGUGACUGAUGUUCAGACGACUACACAGAGGAGAGGACAUCAGUCACUAUGGUGCGUGUGUGUGUGUGUGUAUGUGUGUGUUUCCCAGCAGGAAGUGGCAGGUAUGUGAAAAAGUAAAUUGGCUUUGCUUUCUUUGUUUACUCUCUACUGGUCAGUGUCUUCUGCUGCUCUGAUAAGUCGAGCUGUGCUGGAGUUAAAGUGUCAGCCGAGUUGUCAGGCGUGUUAUCACUCCCGUCUCUCUUUUUCUCUCUCUUUCUCUCUUUCUCUCUCGAUCCACCGGCUGACAGGGACACACCUGUUUAAAGAAGCAGAGGAAAACUCGUUAUGCUCCUCCCGUCGCCUGCCUCCACCGUGGGCAGAUGCUGCUGUCUGCCCUACAGGUCCAGCUUUUCUCUCCCUUCUCUCACCCAAAUGACACUUCAGUGCUCAAUUAAGGGAACUGGCAAUAUGUUCCCGGUCAGACCUGCAGAAAACAAGGUUGAUGGAAGGGUGCAUCAUACUGCUUGGGCUGCCUCCGGUCGUAGCUUUGACUCUAACAGCUCACAUGAUUCAGAGCUUCUGUCUUUUAAAUCUUGCAAGUAGCCUUUCCCUUUAACACCCAAGAGAUUGUCAGCAAAGUAAUACAAAGAAGCUCACUCACUGCCUCCACAUGGCCCCAUAUUUGGAGGUUAGCGAGGGUGCGAGCCUCUGUCCCAUUAGUUUCUGAAAGUCAACGCCAUCCUUCAUUCUGCUUUACUUUUCAUACUGAAACAAAUCAGUAUUUGUUCCAGGAUUUUCCACCAGAGCUGCUGAAGUAUGUGAGUUCAAAACACAGUCAGGGUUUAAAAUUCACCAACACUCUCUGGGAUGUCAUUUAUCCAGAUUUUUUUAGCGUCAAACUUUUCUGGCUAAUACUUCCACACUCUCAAGUCCUUUCUGCCUGCCAUGAUAAAGUUUAGAAAUAAAAGCUCAAGGACACUGGUAGUUUAGCCUUUAAAUUGUAAACCCAUACACAGUGGGAGCAGACCUUGAAGCAGCGGUUGCCGGUUGGACUCCCAGCUGCAACUCCUCUCUUACAGUUUUUCUCAGUCGCUUCGGUGCAUUUCUCAGAUCAGAAUGAAAGUUCUCACAACUAUUAGUUCAACCUCCACAACAUUGAGUCAUUUGUGCACAUCAUUGUAGCAGUUUCUCAUUCCUCUGGACAAACUGCAAAUGCUCUUGGACAUGUAUCAGUUACUGUCAUACAAUCCUCUGCUGUUUCAUUUGCUUCUGUCAUGUCAAAAUGAACUAAACUUCUGAAUGCUGAAUAGUCGUUCCCUAUAAAACUAAUAGUCCUCAUUUCAUUGCUUGAUUCAUUAGAUAAAAAAAUGUUGAACUAGUUCUCAAAAUCUGUCAAGACAAUUUACUAAAUUUCUUAAUCAUUUUUUUUUCCUGAUUAUGUCUCCUAAGUUGAACAAUUGCUCUCAGCUUUCACUCAUGAGGAGGUGUGUGAAGCAUUAGCAUUAGUUGUAACCAAUGACAAGGCACUUGUACAUAGUCACUCAGAGCUGAAUCCCAUGAACCCUCACUUGACAAGCAUAUGUAGACCAAGCAGGACAAAGUGUGUACCAUUUCUACAAUUCUGUGAAACAAAAACGGAAGGUUACAGGGAGGAAGGGAAAGGGGACAAAACAGGGGCAGAGGAAGAAGAGGUGAAGUACAUAAGCAAAUCCUUGAUGAAAUUAGGGCUACACUUGUGGACCAUGUUGUCAAUUAGGGCCUCACUAUGGCUGAAGCUGGUCGACAUGUGCAACCAAAUGUAGGGAGAACCACUAUGAAUGUCCAGGAAUAAUCGAUGUUCAGUUUACAGUAAUUUGUACUGUUAUAUUGUUAAUAUCUGUGCACAGUUCUACCAAAAUAGUAUUUCUUAUGUUUUUUCUAAAUAAGUGACUGUGAUUUUUUUUUCGCACGGUUUUCAAAAGGCUGUACAGGUAGUGUAUUGUGCUGUCUUGAGCAUUUUCAGGUAAUGUCACCAAGGUCUGACAGAGAGAGAGUAAAGUGUCAUAAUGAAAACAUGACAAAGCCAUUUGACUGUUGUGUUCAUACACAAUGAUGUUGGGACUAAUUAUUUUGACGACACAGACACUUUCAUUGACAUGAAUACUUGCUUUUGAGGAACCAACUAUUCAUUUUGAGCAAGUGACGCGCUUUUGUAGGUUAUCCACUAGGUUUUGCAGUUUGUACUAAUUGUUCUGAGAAAUGCACUAACUGUUGUGCAAAUGUUAAAAGUGAUUUGAGAAAUGCACCUGCACAAUUGAGAAAAACUGUCGAGUGGCAAAGUGACCCAAGAGCCACUUUUGAGGGGAGUGACAAGACAAAACAACAUGAGCUUCCUUACUGCACUGUGUGUGGUGUCUUGAGACAGAAGACAUUGCAAAUACUACUUUAUGGUAACUUAUUUUAUUUACCUUAUUUUCAUGUCAAUGAGUCAUAAAACAACUGUGAAGACUGUCAGAUGGGCGCAUUAAAGCUACAUGAGAAUAGGACCACAACCUUGAUGUUAUGGCACCCUGGAGGAAAACUGGAAAGGAGGAAAUGAAGGUAAAACCCGAGCGGUGCAUGAGAUUUAUAGAAACUUUUGCAAGGUCUCAGAAAUGCUUUACUCAUGAGACUUCUUGUGAUCACAGGCGCAGUGGAGCAUCAACAACAGCAGAGCCUCAGAUACAAAGAUACAAAUGUGUGCUUGGCAGGACAAUAGUUAGUGCAUAGGACUUGGGAAAUUCUUUUUGGAGAUGUUGCUAAGGUUUCUUAUGAAUCAUUUUUUGCAUAAUGUCCCUUCAGGGGCUUCACAUAAUGUCACAUCUACAGCUUUGAUUUUUUUUCCCCCUGUGGCAGCAAUAAUUUUAGAGAGCUAACAACAAACUAAAAGUGAAUCUGCGCAGCAUAAAACCAAAACAACCAUCUCAAAAAGCUAAAAUUAAAAAGCCUCAUAAGGACAAGAGAAAAAUCAAUUUAUGAACAUUCCUUUCUGGAUUUCUCAUUACAAGCGACGCCACUUUAAAUAGGAGUUACACACAACUUUUUCAAUAUAUAGUUAUUGGUUAAGGCCCUUGAAAAGAGCGUAAAAUAUAACUGUUGAGUCAAAUUGUCAUUAUUUUAACAAGCUAUAGGAUAAUACAGAUUAAGCGUAAGAGAAAUGAUGUUUAGGGGAAAAAGGUUAAUUAAAAUAGUAAAUAACUAAAGACAAUAACCUACUUAUAAAAGGCCGCUAAGCAAUCACAGCAUUAGUCCUCAUACUUGGAAAUUAGUUUUGGCCUGAUGGCCCCGCUCAUUAUAACUCUAUUGUUGCCUGGAAACGAGGGAGCGAAUGAGUGCAUAUGUGUGUGUGUAUGAGUGUGUGUGUCUUCAAAGAGUUAUCAGCGCUCUAUGUUAUCACCUCUGACACCUUAUUAAGGACAGUGUUGUUUUAAUUAUACACUGAUAUCAGCGGGGGGAGAUAAUUUUGAGUGGCAUUCAUUAUGUCUUCUAUUAGCAUUUGAAGACAGACAAAUGAGCUCCACUCUACUAAGGUGGGCUGCACAGGUUCAGAUAGAAGAAAAGGAGGGAAAGGGUGCAUAAUAAAGAGCAGGGGGUGGAUGAGAGACUCUGGGAAAAGAGAAAAAGGAGGAAGAACAUUAGAUAGUCUCUGCUUUAAAGCCUCUUUAUACCGCAAGUGUAAAACUUCACCUUCGGUUUAGUCCUUUUAAAGCAAAUUUAAGGUUUGUAGUCCUAACUCCCUCUGAACGAAGACUUCGAUCCAUGUUCCUGCGAUUAAGCGGCUUUUCUUAUUUUCGUCUGUCCGUAUCAUGUCAACCGUGAAGUGAAGGAGAAAGCGAAUGAGAGAACAACAACUCUAACUAAGAGGUCAGUCUAAUGCUCUUCUUUUUUUUCCGAGGUCGUAUUUGCUCCCUCUGCCAAACACCAUAACACCCCCACUCUGAGAGGCCGGCGAUUUUCCACAUCAGUAAGAAUUACAAAAUGGGCCAUGUCAGUGUUAGGAAAGCAUUUGUCCUCGUUUUGUGUUCCUAUUUCUAAACUUGUCCCUGAUAUUGUGAAGUUGUACACGGUGCGGCAAUUGCCAAAUUAGAGUUAAGUUCACAAGGAGACUGAAAUGUAUUUAAACAGCUUUUAUACAGACAUUAAAGCACUUUUAUUAGGUCUUAACAGCUGUAAAAAAAAAACACUUAAAUCCCCCAUGAGAAGUUUUUUGCUGGUUAUAACCCAGACUGAAAGUAAUAUCGAUGCUUCCUAAUGGCUAAUAAAAGCAAACAGCUCUUUCAGCAGUGUUUAUUUGACCUGAAAAGGCAAUUGAUGACUCCAAAAUGAUAUCUUUGAUUAUUUUUAAUCUUUUGGACUGUUUUUAAAAUGGACAGCUUAAGAGAGAGACAAGAAAUGUGAGAUGAGAGGCCGUAAACAAGCUAAUUGAAUUAUUUCUAAUUAAAGUGUCACAUUUCAAUGGAAUAAAAUGCGAUCAUUUGUGUAAAGAAAGUACCUAUAAUUUUAUCUUUUAACUCUGUUAGCAUCGAAAUAGGGUGCCAGAAACACAAACACUCACAGAAGCUUCAAAUUUGAGUCAAAAGGCUUAAUUAUCAGUCUGUCUAAACUAUUUAAGAAAUAUGUGAAUCUAUUCAUAGAGAAACUAAAACAAUUCGAGAGUUUCACAAAGUAGACAGAUCUUGUGGUCCUCCUGUCAGGUUAAAGAGGGUAAAGAAUACCAACUUGAACCCACUCAAAUUGCAGUUUUCUUCACAUUAUUAGUCACUUUUUUUCAGACUGUCUUGUACAAGAGAGCACAAAAAGUGUCUAAGUUUCCAAGGCCUUUAAUUUGUCACACAAAAAAAAAAUGGAGGAAAAAAACUGGAUUUUACUCGAGGUUUACAAUGCUGAAACAAGCUCUUGGUCUUUUUUUCUGAUAUCGUCUCAUUCUUAUUCAGUUCACAGAAGGGAUAGGACCUACAGUGUUUCCCAUCAUGCAUUCAGAUACCCUCAGGAACCUUCCUGCAGCGCUGGGCGAAGAGCCACGACACUGUGUAGAUCAUGUAUUAAAAGAACCAAUAGCUUCAAGGAAUCAACAUACAGAGGUCCAAAGAAUGAGGGAAAAGAUCACCUGAACCUUUGAUCUAUUCGUCCACCUUCAAUCCUGUAAACAACCUGCCAGACCGGCUCACGAUGGACUGGUGGAGACUUAGAUGCACACCGAUACUGAUGCGCUGAUACUGAGCACAGCUGCUCUCGAACACCGGCUGAAUCUAAAUGUGGUAAAAGGUGCACAGCAGUUUAGGGUAUAUGUAUGAGUCAGGGAGGCAGUUGAAGCUCUGCUAAGGGGAGUCGUUUAUAUGCAAGCAGACCUAUAAAACCACUGAUGGACAUCAGCUAAUAUGCCUCCAAAACCCUUCUGCUCCUUUUCACCCUCAAGAGAACUCAUCCAAUCCUCAGCAGUAUUGAGCCACUCCUCACGCUUCAGUGUCGGUGUGCAGUAAAGUCAAAGCUCUCCUGUAUUUCAAACAAGAAUAAGUUAAGUCAGACUCUUGCACGGAGUUUCCAAAUGUCAAUAUGCGAACGCCGAGUGCGUCUGUGUCGUCCCCUCUGAUUUGUGCAGCAGCGCGGCGCUCAUCAAGUCAUCAUUUGAUUGCAUUGUGUGUUUCGAUAAAAAAGAUGGCAUCGCAUUGAAUGAUGCCUCUCAUUAUCUGCAGACCUGAGCUGCUCCUCCAGACAGGGAUGAUGACUGCAGUGUUUGUUUUUCUGUCCUCAGAGGAUACCUCAGAGAACAUCUUCACUCACAGAGAAUAAACUGGGAAUAAAAAAACACAGACACAAAGAGACACAGGUAGAAAGAGCAGUGUGAAUCUUCUGUCUAAGCUGAUCUGUUAGCUUCCUGCUUUUACCUCUUCUUUAAGGUCACCAUGGCAACUUGAGCCUGCGAAGAAGCUGCACAGAGCUGACCCUCAACUUUCUCCAACUCUUCUCGCUUUAUAAACGCUCGAGAUAAAUCAUUUCCAAGUAAACAAAAAGAGCGACGGAGCCAAAGUAAUUUUUAUCUACUAUUUCGAACUGAUAAGAAAAGAAUUGAAAUCUAUAAUUGCCUUUCUAUAGAGAAGAAUCUAAACAAAUGAUCGAUAAAACUUAAUCAUUUACGGAUGCAAAUCAAUUUGGGAGCCAUUCGUCGCAGACUGGUUCGCCUCUGUUUAUAAUUGCGCCUCUCUUUCAUUUACCGGGAGUGUAAAAUAUUGUUUGAAAUGCUUUUCCCCAUUUCAACAGCCUCCAAUUAUUUGUGAAUGUUUUGUAAAUGGGUGCAGAUAGCCGUGCCAUUUCAUUUUGCACUUAGUGUCUCACAAUCGCACACACACACAUACACAGACACACAUCUGCGGUGUUUGUUUUUCCCCUGUCUUGUUAGUGUGACUUUUGCAUCAGGGUUAUUUCCAGCUCUGUGCCACCAGUUAAAGUAAGUGUACAGACUUUAUUUCUGACAGGGAUUUGACGGCGCACAUUCACUUGUUUGCUGAAAAUUGCAGAGUCUUCUGCAUGAGCAAAACUGCAUUUCAAACCAGUUAUACUUCACUGCACACUUUUAAACACAUAUCUGCUCUGUGAAUCAAAUGUCUGUAAAAAUGUCUGAAAGCUAGAAGGAUAUUUGGGCAAAGGAUCUGCUGUAACUUAUUCUGAGAAUUAGGAGCAUUAAUAUAAAAGAGGUCUUUUCAGUUUCAGAUGAGAGGAUGAUAGAUGAAGUAAAUAAAAGUAAAUAUGAUAGCUGCAACAGUUUGCUGCCAAUGAAACAUGUCACCCUGCCUUUCUAACAUACGAUGGAGUAUUAGGGCCACAUUAAGAAAAAAAAAUUUAGAUCUCGAGAUUAAAGUCUAAAGGUCCUUACACACCGGGAGCAACGCAAAUAUACGACGCGAAAUUACGAAAUAUCCAUAGCUGGAUUUUGACGCACCUGACUGUACACAUCAAGCGCGAUGCGAUUUUGCGACUUUCCAGGGGGAACAACAGACGCGUCCCUGGUGGAAGCGAGAAGACUGACACAACAGCAGACUGACUGUUUUUCAGUUCUGAUUAGACUCUAGUGUUGAGAUGUCUGUCUGUCAUGAUAGCAUGUACUGAGUCUGGGCCAGUACCAGAUAAGCACAUUAAACUAUAAUCCAUAAAACGUAUGGUAAGAUUGAGUUUGAGACAGUGAAAAUACAUAUGGUGUGUUGUAUCUGAACAGGUUAGCUUACAAGCUAAAGUUACUUAGCACAGAUGAAAGUUAAAACAAAGACGUUUAGCAAACUGUUAAAUCUGAUUGGUCAGAAGUGGACACACAGUAUGCAAAACUUUAGAAAAAUCGACCGUGAUGCGAAAAAAUAAAUGGUGCAAUAUCACAGGACGGGAAAUUGUUGCUGAUGUGAACACUUGUAUUGACUGGAUACGGGUUCGAAAAAAAUAUUGACAUCUGAAAUAAUUGCACCAAAAAAAAAACGUUCCCGGUGUAAAAGGACCUUAAAGUCAUUAAUUUAUUAGAUCUAAGUCAUAAAGUCGUAAAAAGUAAUUACUUGUGAGAAUAAAGUCAAAAUAAUGAAAUUAUUAUGAGACUUAAAAUAUGGUGCUGAUGUGCCAAAAGAUUGAGUAUGUCCUUGUUUGAGAAAUCUGUAUUGAAGUACAUUUUAACGAAAUGCUCCAUGGUUCUCAUUUCAACAACUGUCAUCUUAAACAACAGGUUAGAAUAUAAGAACUUUAUUCUGACUUUACUCUCGUAAGUGAUUUAUUUACAACAACUUUAUUCUCGUAAUUACUUUAUUGUGACUUUAAGUAAUUUAAGUAAGUAAGUAAGUAAUAAUUUAAAUACCACUUUAUUCUCAUAAGUAAUGAUUUUAUUACGUCUUUAUUCUCAUAACUAAUGAUUUUAUUACGACUUUAUUCUUGUAAGUAAUGAUUUAAUUACAACUUUAUUCUCGUAAGUUAAUGGCUUUAAUCUCGAAGUCUUACAUUUUUUUUUCUAAAUGUGGCCCUAAUACUCUGUUGUACUACCACAUUAAUUCAAGGUCAACAAGGGCAAAAAAAUACAUACAAAUAUUGAUUCAGUCCAUGCAGAAGACGUGGCACUUUUCUUUUUCCUGUGUCACUGUUUGGUUUUAAACCACAGCUCAAGUUUGUUUACUUUGUCUCACAUUCCCUCGCCGGUGCUCAGCCUGCCAGUCGCUGUGAAUCAAACAAAGACACACCCUCCAGCAGGCUCUGAGGUGAAGGAGUAUUUGUGACAUUUGUGUACCCAAGUCUUUUUCUACCAUUUAAAAAAAAAACACGGUUAUGUACAAGUGUUUAAGUCUACGUGUCAGUUGAGUGCGAGUCUACUUGUGUCAUAGCCCGCUGUCCUUUUCUGUCUCAUAGGACACAGCGGGGAUGCCGACUCCACAGCUCUCGGUGUUUGUUUCCCAGAGUUUGUUUUGAGCCUCACAGUGGCACACAAACCCUCUGACAUUCAAACAAAGAAACACACUCAGACUCACUCCUGCAACACCGUACGCUGCGUAAAAAAGAAAUAGCUAUAUGAAGGCUCAUUCCUCAUGGAAAGUUGUACUGUAAAAGAUUUUUCCCUCAGUUUUAAAUCAAAGCUAGUCAGAGGAUUUAUACAUGAAGACUACUGAUAUUUCUUUAAAAGUACAAACCCUCUACCUUAGGCUUUCAAAUUUCUCCUUUAAUAUAGUUUGACCGCUGCCUGAGCCCUGCUGCUGAGAAAAACAUGAUGAUGUCUUUAAUAAAACCCCCUAUGGCUCUGCUUCCUAUUGACGGAGCACUCAUAAGAGACAUGCUGUUAACAGAUUGCUGCAACUGCAGUAAAAUAUUAAAAAUAGACCUGCAGUAACUGACUUUUUAGGUCCUUUGGGGGCAGUAGGAACUCACCAAAACAAAAUAUUGCAUCACAACUUUCAGGCUGAUACGGCAAACUUGUUACACCCUGAGAAGCAAGGAAGAAUGUCAUCCCUUUAAUUGGAUCAAAUCAUCAUUAAUUGAGUCUUAUGUUGUCUGAAGGCGAGUUCACUAUAAGUCAACUCAGCUUAAUUUAAUUUGCAGAGCACUUCUCUUUUUAAUAGGCAGUCUGAAGUGUCUCACAUAGCAAUAGAUGCUCUCAGUCUGUAACAAGAAGCAGUUUUCAUGUCGGGUGAUUUGUGUUCUGUAAUGUUUUGGACACAUAACCUGAUGCAGGACAAGGGUGAAGUUUUGCAAAAUCCAACCAUCUUGAAAAGGCUCUGUGAGGAGUUUACAUGUUUUGUUGGUGAAAAAAAGGUAAAUGAUAAUGCUAUUCAAGGAUGAAACUAUGACUUCAUUACUAUUAAAUCCUCGUAAAAUAAUGACUUUAUUCUCAUAACAUUAUUCUUUAAACUCUACAUCAAAGUCCCACUCCGAUCAUUUUUUACUAAUUAAAAUGUUCUCAGUGGUCUUUUAAUUAUGAUUAUGAAGUUUUUACCAAAAAUCGCGUUACCUGUAACAUUUUCAAGGGCUUCUCCACUGCAGAGCUCCAGUAGUUAUUAGCAAUUCGCCUCAUAGUCAUGGGCGGAGACAGUGCUGCUCUGCACACUCGUCUUCACACUCGUUAGCUUGCAGCCUAACAUUGCCUGUGCAGCAGAAGUAGCAGGUAACAUAGGAGCUAUUUAGCUCUGGGAUUUAGCUCUACAAUAAUGUCUUUGGGGACAUGAUAAAAGCUAAUAUCAUAAUUAGCUUACUUACGAGCUUUGCAAUCCGCUAAUGCACAUGCUUGUUCCGCAAUGAUCCUGCAGUGUAGUCUGCAUUGCGGGGCUCCGGGGGCGGAGCUUGGAUUGGUUACAUAUGAGAUCUCUCACUGGCUGUGUCCGAAAUGAAUCACUCAAUCCCUAACCCCCAUAUAUGAUUUUACCAUAUAGUUGACUAUGUAGUGAACCCAAUUACCGGAGGUUUUGGACAGUACAUGGCAAGACGCAAUGCAUGACGGGAGGCCCACCACCAGUGAGUAACCAUCAAAUGGUCACUACAUUUCGCAAUGCUUUAUGGGAGAUUUUGAGUCACCUGUAUUGGGCACUGGAAUUGAUCACUGAGGUUUCGGACACCCCUCAAAAUGGCACCCCCAUAUAGUCACCUAUGUAGGGUUAGGGAUCCAUUUCGGACACAGCCCUAGUUUCUGAACCUGCCGUUUGGGUCUGCCAGAGAUUCCCAGUGAUUUGAAUGAAGAAAUACGCAUAAAGUUUUCUCAUAUGUCCUGUAGCAUCAGAAAAAUGCCAUAUGAACAUAUAAAAAACAAGAAAAACAUGAUUUUUAAUUGGAGUCAUUUUGUAAACACAACUUAAUUCCUGUAAUAUAAGGAUUUAACUACCAUUUUGCUGUUGUACACAGCCAAGCUCUGACUGCAGAUCCUUCGUCUAAAACCUUAAAUCUUAAGCAAAUGAAAGUCCUCCUUCACUGACAGACUUUACUAACUUCUAAGUGUAUACCCUUUAAGGUAAGUGCUGAAUAUCCACUCGGCUUUUUGCAGGAACCCCAAAAACACGUACUAGAAUCUGAUUUAAAGAAAUAACCCUUCGGUCACUGAUGAUUUCAUUUUACUGUGUAGGUCAUGAGGAGAAGCAGUCAAGAGUGCGACUAUUUCAAAAUCAGUUAAAAGCUCCUCUAAGUGCCAUUUAGUGCAGACAUAUCAACAUUUAGAUCAAAAACUGUCUGUACUUAAACUGAAGUGUUAAGAGUAAAGAGAGAAACACUGAAGCUGACGCUGGUAAUGAGCUUCUAACUUUUCCCAAAGGCUGUAGGCUGGAAAACAACCUCCGGUGCUUGAACAGGGAGUGAAAACAUAGUUGUAGUAGAUGUUUUUUCUUUUUUCCCCAGUAGCCACAAGUUAAAACAUGAACUCACUGCACACUUGAGAACAAAUUUGAGGUGAGACUUAUGCCUCACCAGAAGGGAAGUGUGGCACGAAACCUCUCCUUGAGCAUUUUUAUUGAACCGUGCAGCCCUGUACUCUCCGCAGUGGAAAGAGUCUUAAACAGGGCGAGGAAUGAACAGCUGAACGAGAAGCCGAAACUCACUCGAAAGCUCACUAAAGCAGAGUAGAGCUGCAGUCAGGUCGAAAUUCUCUGCAGGUUCAUCUCCGUCAGCAACUCCUUUCACUUUGUCAAAUUGAUUUAACAUCACGGACGUUCACGUGAUUACAGCAAGAAGUCCUUGAAUUAAUUUGACUUUCACGCUGUGGUCAUCUUAUGUUUUCUUUCACCGCGAAUAUUCGUUUAAAAGCAGGAUAUUUUGUUCGACAUCUUGACCCGUCUGUAUGUGAGCACUUGAGUGUCUGCUGUCUGUUAUCUUGCCUCCCAGCUUGAAACUUCCCUUGUUGUCACUUUGAGAUUCGGCAGGUAGUGACUCUGUGCACGCUGCGUGUUUUGAAGUGGGAGUUGCUUACAUGCACCAUCUGUGAAAUGAAUUAAUCUCUUGGUAUUCAGCAACAGCAUGCGACAGGCCGGGAAAUCUAAAGCCUCAGCGGAUUUCUCUCAGCAGAGUGUGAAAUUUGUCACACGGAGGAGGUUCACUGCAGGGGGAAGAGCUGCAGGGCCUUUUUCCCUUUCCGACACUUUUCCCGCCCUCUGAACUGCACCAGAAAGUGACAGGAGUCCCGCUAAUGAAUUCAGUCAUUAAUUGAGGUUCGUCCCACCGUCCCUGAGUGGCACAUGUAUUUUGGGCACAAGAGAAUGAAAGACAGAUGACGUAAAAGAAGUGUCAAGGUGCUCUCUUCCUGGAGGAGAUUCUGCACAAGAGGUGCUGUCUGUCAAGACGCACUGAGGCUAUAACCCUCAUCACGCUAGUCACGGGAUCACGCAUUUCUUGUUUCGCUCAAUUUCCCUGACAGUAUAAAGAGAAAAAAACCCUGAAAAGUUCUUUCCUUUCUUUGUAUGUUGAGUCACUAACAGUGGAAAUGGCGCCAUAGCUUCUUUUAUUCUCUUGGGAUACAGUCCAGUGUCAUCAAAUGUCCUGUACACAAAAGCGUUGUUUGGCUGCCAUGACUCCUCCUGGAGUCCGGUUUCCAUCCCUGUUCAGAUCUACUGUAUGAGCUGGUCCCAGCUCAUCCCCCCCGAGGUGCACAGCUGCUGUAUUUCAGCCACUCAGAUGUUGAAUCAUGGAGCUGUUCCUAAAAUAAAUCUUUGAGUACUCCAUUGUGCAGCUGAACUAUGAACCAUGUGUUUGCUUUACAAAGGACUGGAGAUGCAUGCAAGUCACGCUUCAUCUGUUACCAUAUUCCCGUUGUGUGCAUCUGGGUAUGUAUACUGUAUGUGUGCUGUCACUCUCUUACAUAUCACCAUAUGUCUAUACGUACUCACAGGCUUGAUUUUGACGUAGAACAGACUGUUUUUUUACUUAUUUAUGUGGCUGUUUUCCCUGGGAAGCAGUCCGGCUGUUGUGCAGCAUCCCCUGCAGAAGAGGUGUCCAUUUUGUCGAGCUUUCACAGCACACAGAGAGCAGCACAGUCGCAACCGCCGCACCUCAGCAGCACCGUUCGACUCCUUAAAUUCACAUCCAUUUGAAUUUAUUUCAUUUUCCUCCUAUCAGUAGGAAAAAGCAAUUCAAACUAACUAAAGCAUGAUCCACGAUUUCAUUAAUCAGACCGAGACAGUAUCGAUUUACUUCAGCGUAAAUUAUGAGAAAAGCCAAGAUGAAUGUGCAAAGUGAAACAUGCAAUUUCAAGAGUCUUCUGGGGCAAUUACUGAGCUGGAGUCAGGUGUCAGGUGAAGAGCCGGGUGACAGCCUUUGGCUUCUUCUGAAUGAUUUUCUCCCCUCCUGCUCAAGGCUGAUUACAGCUCAUUGUUUUACAUUGUAUUUCAUUACACAUGCAGCGAGGAGAUAUCCUCAUAAAUCCAAACGUUCGAGCGAUCUCACAGACACGCGGGCGAAAUCACUGACUUACAGCCUAUGCGCUCACAUGUCUUACCAAUCAAAGAAUCACUUACCCAUUAUAAACUAGAAAUAUAUCACCUCCGCCCAUUACGGUUCAUUAAGCUUAAUCCAGAGCCAACCUUUUGUCUUGGUCUGUGCUGCCAGAGGGGCAUACAUUCAUCUGACGUUAAAGACCAAUUUAAACCCUCCCCCGAUUCCCCAUCUUAACAGUAUUGUGUUAGGAACCAUUUAGGUUCAAUUUAAAGAGCUGUUCUGUAGAGUUCAUUAGUUGUUUUUGCAGGAACUGAUUGGGUACUGGUAUUCAUACCGAAACAGUUCAAUACAGGACUUCUGCUUGGCCCAGAACAGUAAGGUGGUUCUAGUAUUUCUGUUUGACUCUUUGCAGAUGAGGCACUUCUGUUGUCUUCAAGAACUCCUGACCUUUGACACCCAUAGGGACCGUUUAUAAUCGAAUGUGAAGCAGCUAUAAUGAGAUUCAGAUAUUCCAAGUUCAGUCCCCCGCUCUCCUGUUGGGGGAAACUGUAGCUUGCUCCCCUCAGGUUGGGACUGAAUAGCUGCCCCAAGCCAAGGACUCCAAGUAUCUCAAGAUCUUUUUCAUUUAUGAGGGUAAAAUGGAGCGUGAGAUGGGCAGGAACCCGUGCAGCAUCAGCAGUAAUGUGGCCGUUGUGCCAGACUAUUGUGGUUGAAGAGGGAGCUGGGCUGGAAGGCAAAGCUUUGAUUUACCAGUUGAUGUACGUCCAACCCUCGGAGAAGGAGAAUGAGAUUAUGGAUAUAGGCCGCUGAAAUGAGUUUCCUCUGUAGGGUGGCUGGGCUCCACCUUAGAGAAAGGGUGAAGAGCUCAGACAUCUGGAGGGAGCUCAGGUUAGAGCCUCAGCUCACUCUUUUUGAAAAGAUUCAAUUUAUUUGGUGCCCAAAUCUGAUCAGGACGCCGCCUGGGUGCCUUACUUUGGAUUACUUUCUGGUUUGAAUUCUCUUUUUAGCAUUUUAAGGCUGUCACCUUCUGUGUGGAGCACUCACACUUUUAUUACAGAGACUUAUAAUGUAGUGUUUCUCUGUCUGCCUUGUUUAUGACUUUGCACUGAUUGUGAAAGAUUUUUUAAGUCAUUUUCUUUCUCUUUUGAAGUAACUUUUUCUAGUUUUUUGGAUUGUUUUUUUUCCCAAUGUUUCUGUACCUGUCUUGUUUCUGAAUGUGAAGCAAGUCUGUUCUGAUGGAAAUCUGUUGGUUGACAUACAAAUGAGUAGCAAGGACCUGAAAUGUUGGAAAACUUCCAGAGGUUUUUAACCACAUUUCUGAGACAGUUGAGUUUAGUUUUAGAUUAGAAGUAACAAUAACUGAUCACCUUUUCAAUUUUUUGUUCACUUGUUUUUCUUGAAGUUUCUUAGUUUGUGGUUCAUUUUAAGAUGUGAUCGGCUCAUCCCACCUUACUGUCUCAACACAAACGCAGGUUACUCUCCGUUAAUAUAAGCAGCACCUUCCCCUCCAAUGAUGUCCUCUUGGCUGUUGUCAUGGAAGCACCUCUGCAGCCUGAAGGCAAGCAGGGAGAGUGUGAGGAGAAGUUUCUGUCUUCAGGCUGUCAUAGAUACGGAUACUAUAGAGACUGAAUAUCAUCACCAAUGUCUGAGUUGGUUUAUCAGAGUUUCUGUUUUUGGCCCCUGGGUCAGCAGCCAGAACACCGCCUGUAAAUCCUCUAUUUCCUGUUUCCUCCAAUUUCCUGUUUGUCACCUCAUUCAUUUUCCCAUUGUUGUUUCAUUAUUAAUUUGUGUUUCAUGUUUUUCCCUAAAUAUACAAAGAUGGUUGAUUUGACAUGCCCAAAAGUGAAGCCAAAACUGGCUGCAGUUUACAGUAGGUAAAACUAUACCACCAAAAUACAAAGAACAUGUUUUUUUUUGUCCUCAUUGUUCAAUCUUAUUUAAACUUUCUAACUUGUCUUUUGACUGUUUUUAUUCAGAAGUAUUAUUAUAGUUUUACAAUGCAGGAAAAACAGCAAUCUACUAUAUCGAGGGCACAACAAAAUGAUUAAAAGCAAACAAUAAUUUUCAGAGGUGAUAUCUUCGUAAUAGAAGUUUUAGUCACAAGCCUACUGAUGUGAAUAAAAUCCUAAAUUUGAACAGCAUUAGACACGGAUGAUAGCAUGUGAGAUAAUUGUAUUUAUUAAUGGAGUUUAAUCAGUUAUGUGUUUCCCCACCUGUGUCUAAAUUUGUUGUCCUGAAUUUGAUAGAUUGUUUUGUUUUAUUUUUUAAGUUUCUAUAAUCAUUGCAAGGUGAUAGAUAGAUAGAUAGAUAGAUAGAUAGAUAGAUAGAUAGAUAGAUAGAUAGAUAGAUAGAUAGAUAGAUAGAUAGAUAGAUAGAUAGAUAGAUAGAUAGAAGAUAGUCUUUACUCAUGACAUAUGAAGGUUUAAUCCCACUUAACCCUCCUGUCUGCCACUUAAAUUGCCCUCAGCUGUGCCGAGGCCUCUGCCCCCCCUCUCUGUUGAGCCCGGCGGCUGUUUACCCCCUGAAGUUUACUCAGCUGUGCGUGGCGAGAGGGCGCACUGCACUCCGGAGCGAUCUCGCUGCUUUUCUGCCGUUGUGAAUGUGACGGGGCUCUCUGGCUGUCGGCGAGCGUGGGUUCUGCACACAGCUGGCACGAGCAGGCAGACAGGAGAUUUGUAGGCGACAGUGAUGAUUGCAGGGACAUGAAGGGAGACUGUAGAUCAGAGGAGGUUUUAACACCCCGUAUGGAUCUGCUGCAUAACGAGGUUCAGCUCAAGGGUUGAAGGAGGGAAAGACAUUUGAAAAUUAUGUCAAAGAAGAAAAUUUUCAAGUAAAGCAACCGCAAUCCUGAUUAGUUUGAUGUAAUUAUAUCAUUAGAAUAUGCUGAAUGAACUGCACCACUUCACUGGCUGAUAGUGAAUGUCUUAGUCCUCCAAGAGGCCAUUUACCAUCUCACUUUACUCUACUUUGGCUCAUUUGGGGGAGGGCAGGAAGGGGGGCAGCUGACUGUGAGAGCCUCUACAGCACAUUGACCAGCUCUGAUUGAAUAUGAACCGACGAAUCUAAGACAUUUAUGUCUCCCAUCCAAAUUCCCAAGACCAUUUCCAUUUUUCACUGAGAUGCUGCCUCACUAAGAGUAUCAUUUUUCAGCACUUAUUUAAUGCAGCCUUUAACAAAAAAAUCUCCUCCUCGCUUCAUUCAUUUCAGGCCAAGGCUGCAGGAAUUACAGAGAAUCUUUCCUCGGGGAGUUAUUUUUUCUCAGCAUGUGGUGUAUCCGCGGGUCCACUACUAUAAGAACUGAGGUUUGCAUUAAGGCAACAAUUAGUUGCUCUCAGAGACAGAUAGCGCCCCAGAGGCUCUACCGCCGUCCUCUAUCAGCUGCACUUGUUUUGGUAGGUUGUGAAUCUUUCUUUAAGGGUUUCUCUGUGAGUUUGGUUCUGGUUUGCCUCAUCCAUUCAUAUAAUAUCAAAACUACUCUCUCUGAAUAACAAAUAUUCUCCACUUUCCUACCACAUCAUCAUCAUUAAUCACAAACUUUAAAGCUCAAUCCUUUACUUCAAACAUAACAUCACUUUUUAGCAGAGGUGGGGGAAAGUCCUUAUGUUGCAAGUCCAAGUCGAGUCUCAAGUCUUUGCUCUCAAGUCUAGAGUCAAGUCCAAGUCAACACAGACAAGUCUCAAGUCAAGUCCAAGUCCUUACCGUUUCUUUCAAGUCAAAAACAGUCAUAUCAAAGCCAUCAACCAUUUGUUAUAUGUAAAGAUUUACAUAAAUCAUGAGCAUUUUUCACUUUUGGCAUUUAUUAUUAAACAAGGGUUCUUGUUUGUGUUAAGUUACAUAGUGCAGCUUUAACCAAACUAUUUUACGUGUCAUACAAAAAAUAAUCAGAUAAACUUCAAUAACUGGAAAUUUAGACAAUGUGCACAAAAAUAAGGAAGACUCAAAUACAAUUAAACAUUAAACUGAUACUCUAAUUCACUUCAGUUCCAAAACAAAACAAAAGAGAGAAACAAGGCAACACGUGGAAACAGGCGGGUAAUACUAGCGAGCGAUUUUUGUUCAGUCCUCCCAGUGUUGUCAUUAUGAGGGAGGCUAGAGUUUGAGACAGUGUGGCCAAGUUUUGUGAGAGAAAUAAGGAAACAGACCUCCAGAUACAAGCCAAAAACAAGAGAAUUUUUUUUGCGUGAAAUAAGCAGACUUGGCAACACAACACGGUGUUACCAACGGCUGUAAUUCCUGACUAUUAGUUGAUGUGACACUUUUUAAAUGGUUUGGGCUUGCUGUAAGGUUAUAAGUGACUUGAAAAGACUUGACUUGACUUUUCAAGUCACUGGGAUCAAGUCAAGUCUCAAGAUUUUAGCAAUCAAGUCCCAAGCAAGUCCAAGUCAUUCUUGAUUUCAUCAAGCAAGUCAAAAACGGGACUCAAGUCCAAGUCGAGUCUCAAGUCGAGUCGUCAAGCCCCCACCUCUGCUUUUUAGACACUGUCACUGUUUAUCACUAUUCAGACAAUCUCACUGUGUUUGAGAUAUUUCUAUCAAAAGUGUCACCAUGAAAUAUUGACCAGUGAUGUUAUAACAUUCACUUUUUUCUUGAUGCUUGAAACCAAAUUCAAUUGUUAAUAUGUCUGUACUUGAACUUAAGUGGGGUUUUGUUUGGAGGACUGUGACUGUAAUGGAGCAUUUUAAAAAUUUUAUUGCUACUUGCACUUUGGUGAAAUAUCUGAUUCUUCUUCUGCCACUGUGGAGGAUCAUAAUGUAUGAAGACAGGCUUUAAAUAAGUUCUCCAUCUGCUUGUGUUGCAUUCUUGUAUUAUUGCACUUGCCUGGUCUAACCUGUAUCUCUGUUUCACUCUGUCAUGCUGCAAAGGUCAACAUGAUCUUGAUUUUUAAAAAGAGGCAGCACUCUGAGACAUUUAUAACUUAUAUGAAUACACACUUCCAUUUUUUAUCAUGCGAUACGCUCUCUCCGCUCUCCGCGGGUCUCCUGAGGUGCUCCUCACCCGACGCUCCGACACUAUCGUCUCUGAAGGUGAUAGGUACUGAGAGCACGGACUCUAUCUGGGAAUAGGAUGAGAGAGGAUGAGAGAGGAGGAGGACUGUCUCUACUGGCCUGUGAAAUAUUCAUCAAGUGAAGCCAGGGUGGGUGGGGAAGUGCGGCAGGAGAUGAAGAGGAGUCCACGGGGGAAGGAACAUCACAGUUUAGGAGGCACAAGGGAGAAAGGUACAGACCAUGGAGGAAAAAAUGAAGGAGAGGGAAAUUUUUUAUUGUGUGGGAGCAAGAUACUUAAAAUCCUACCUCUGAAAGAUGAAAAAUCCCUACAGUGAAGGAGGUUUUAGGAUAUUUCAUCUUUAAAGCAGCAGGUAAUGCAACCAAAAAAAAGUGACAGAUAAAAGUUUCCUCGACAUAUUGAAUUUUAACUUUUAAACUAAUUUCCACUGGAAAUGUUUGGCUAACGGCUCCUAUCCCCACCUCUCUCCCUCUGUUUUUCAAUAACAUCAGGAGGAGUGGACGUCGGAAAUGAUUAGGCGAUCAUUACGCAGCACUGCCUCACAGCCUGCACCGCCUCAAGGUGUCACCCGGCAGUCAGUGCAGUGGACAUCAUGGUCUUGAUUUGCAUGAUCAAUCCUCGCUCAUUAUUCUGACUUUGACCUUCAGAAAAAAAAAAAAAAAAGAAAACACAACAGCGCUGGUACCUCUCAGUGUUGCAGAGUAGGGACAAAAAUUCAAAGCAUAUGAUAGAUGAUAAUAAACCGUGUCAAACAGGAAAUCCAAUAAAGAGAUCAAAAGCUAAAAAUAAGAAGUAUUGAUUUGCUGAUUUCUUUACUUCCCUGCUGCAGUUUUAGUCCAUUUUUAAGCCUUUAAUCUAACUCAUGAUAUUGACAUUUAGAUUUCAAUACCAUUGAUUUUGAGGGUUUUGUUCAAGGUUUGAAAAUAUAUGGACAGAUAUGCACAGGGCUCAAUAUGCCGAGAUACCAAUAAAUAAGCUGUUGGUGAUCAAUCAACUACACGCAGCAUCCAGGAGUCGAUCUGUUGCGUAUUCAGAGCCUUCAGGUGCCUACACAUGCACAAUCUCUCUCCUUAUCCACAACUGCUCUUCACGAUGUCUCUGAACCCUCGAGGUAGCAUAAUUUACCCAUUAUUUGUUGUAUGCAUGGUUUCUUUUGAAAUUGCAUCUGCAUAAAGCUGUACAUAAAAAUGAGGGGAAAAAACACCACUUCCUGCAACCUUUCAGUGUUGAAUUGAAUAAAAUUAUCAUAAUUUUGUUUCUGAUCUUGGCCAGCCUUGGACAUUCACGCCUGAUUUUACUAUUUUAUCCAAAUCUUUACAUUGAAAUCACACUCAGUGAUUUCUGGGUAACCAGCAGGCGCUCGAUUGGCUCGAGGGGACCAAACUUUUUUAGCUUUUUAUUUUCAAAUUCAGUUUAAUUUAAUUAUUUUUUUAUGUUUGUUUUUUUGUUUAGUCUAGUCGAGUUUAAUUAGUUUUAGUCUUUUUGCUUUUUUUUAUAGAUGGAUAUAGGAUACUCGUCAGGGUAAGGAUUAAGAGCUGGCUGAUGGGUCAAUUAGCACCGUGCUCGGUGUUCAUUGGUGCAUGAGCUCACACACUUUAUGCCACCUCUGCAUAGGUCAUUGUUACUCUGCUCAGCAACAGAUGGAUCCAUGCAGAAUGAGGGGCUCUAUUGAUGAAACAGCACAGCUAUACUGAAAGAGAGGGACUACUCAGGCAGGUAAAUGAUCAUCCUAAAGAAAGGAUUUUCUGAAACAGAAUAAAAAUGGUAAAGUUCUGAAAAAUGAUUUAUAUUCCUCAACCAUCUACCAUAAAAAAAGCAGCUUUAUUCAUGCGUGUCAAUCACAAUGUUAACACUGGACCAGUGAAUUAAAGGCUGUCUGGAUAUUGCAAAUGUUUCAGAAAAACAUCUCAAGUGCCUCUUUAACAGAAAACAGAAUAAUGCAGAGAGAAGGUUUUAACUUCUGCUGUUAGGACGUCGAGCCAGCGCUGAAUUCCUGCCAUUCCUCCUGAGACGGACCCUAUAUAAUGUGAGUCAGUCAAGGUCGAGCACCAAGGACAUUUCCUCUUUUAUUUCUGUUUUAGUCAGUUUUGUAAACAUGCUAUUCAGUUUUAGUUAUCUUUUGUCAAGCCUUCAGUUAAGGUCAGUGUUUUUGACGUUUUAGUUUUUGUCAUUUUCAUAGCUUUUGUUCAGUCAGGGACAUUCUCGUCACAGAUUUUAACCGUUUAUUGCUAAAUGUUAAUACAGUCAUGCCUGCAGCUGAAGUCUGCUAUAAAUUGCUCCUGGGGUUAGCCGAGCAUUGCCGUGCAAUGGCUUUCUGGGAAGAGCGCUGCAAAGUCCCCCACGGGGGUACAAACAUGCUUAUAGGUUGGAGAGAGGGAGGUGGAGGCUCGGUAGGUGGAGGCAGAGCUUUGCAGCGGAGUAUAUACAUUGCAUUUGAAGUAGCUAGGAUCAGUGAGAGGGAAGACGUGUUUUCAUUGCCUUGACGUGAGAAUGGGCUGUGAUUAUUUUGAGGGUGAUCAGAGACAGUAAUUCAAUCAGCGGCCUGUCAGCUGAUUACAGCAGCAGCAGCCUUUGACUUCUGUGUCCUGCAUGAACUAACGCUAAGCUUCAUUUGACAAUUAUAACCUUGGCUGACUCAGGCAGGGGUAGCUGAGGUAUGUGUGUGUAUACACACAGAUACUCCCUCUGUCUCUACUAUGAACUAUCAUGUGAGUAUCAUACUGUUUUAAACCUCUGCAUCUAUUUUUUAAUGAAGCCCUAAAUAAGGGUGACACAUGUAAAUCUUCCAAGCUUAAUUAUUUAAAGCCCUAAUGAGAAGUUUUCUUACCUUAAUUAAAUAGACUGAAUUUCAUAUUGAUGCCUUUUUGUGAUAUAUAAAAGCAAACAUGACCAUCAGCAAGAAGAUCAGUGGUUUUUAUAUCCUGGUUUUCAAUGACAAGAUGUUUGUGUGAGGAGGUAGGUGUCAGUCGAGCAACUGUCACAGCCUGUUUUCACAGUUUCCACUCAAAAUAUUCACAAUAAGUGAUAAAUCUAUCUGUCAGCAGGAGGAGAUUUUUUUAAAUGACCUCUUAAGCAUUUAAAGGAAAAGAUGAGCAAAGAUAUUUUGUCCACAGGGGGCGCAAAAAUUGACACAUAUUACCAUCCCUUCACAGGAGCUUUAAGGACUAACACAGAUGUUUGUCUGAGGCAUAGACUGUAUAUACAAUGGACAACUUGGUUCCGCCUUCCGCCAGUCUACGGAUUUGAAGCCAAAAAGCUCUCUGUAAUUCCAUGUUUUUUCGUCACUUCCUGAAACCAACAUUGCGCGGUAGCAUUGUACGCACUUCACCACCGCUUGGCUCAAACAGCUUAUCCCCCAGGUGAGCUACGCAAUCCUUGUACGCCCAUAGGCUGUAUCAAGUGUCAAUCAUAGAAAAAAUGAACCCCCUAAUAACUUUUUAAAAUGGAGCUGAACAGAAAAAGAGGACUUGAGCACAAACCAGUCUUACAAUAACUACAUGUCAACAUCGCAAGCAGGGGGGAGAAAAAUGUAUGUUCUGUGUAAUAAAUUUCUCAAGUUUUCAGCAGUCCCAUAAACUUUGCUGGCAGAGGCGGGAUUUAUGACCUAUACUGCAGCCCGUCACCAGAGUGUGCUGUUCUUGGAGUGGCUUUACCCAGCGAGGAAGCAGACGGGUCCAUUCUAUAUACAGUCUAUGGUCUGAGGCCACAAGUGAAGGCGCGGUUAACACAGCCCAACUAGUUGUUUUCAAAGCAGGUCCCAUCUUUGACAAGGUGGUGGCCAAUCUGAUUUCAAGGGGGAACCAAUGCCACCACUGUGGACACACCCCUGGAAAAUUCCUUAAUGUCACAAUGUUUGCUCACUUUAGACAGGUCAGUAUACUAAUGUGAUAUCAAAGCACUUCUAACUUACAGACUAGUUUGAGCUCUACUCUCCUGGUCUAAUCCAUAAACAAGAGCUGCAAACAGACUGCAGAAACCAAACAUGCUGGUCAAAUAUGGACACGCUGUAUUUUUGACCUGAUGAUGGAUUCAAAUUAUAAGUCAGAGGAGAAUAAACUACAGUUAGCAGGACAAUCAAACGAAAACAAGACUAAAAUUGAGGAAAUCGACCUAAUGAUGGUAACGAAAGAGAGGUCAGUGGUAAGUAAAGUGUUCAGCACUCUCACCGAUGAAAAAAGGAGGUUGAAGGGGAUUUAUGAAUCCUUCCUGCCUCUUCUCUCCCUAUAGAGCCUUGCAGUUCACUUCUACCUAUUCUUGUUUUCCUCUCGUCUUGACUUCUUAAUCUUGACAUCCAGUGAGUCAGGGGCUGACUCCCUGCUCAGGGCAUCAUCAUUACACACACACAUGCACACACACACACACACUGCUCUAUGCCUCUGGCUUUUUAUCCCCUGCCUAUAGUUUAUUCUCUCUUUGGACGGGCUCUCCGUUCCACGCACAGGCUGGUUAUUAACGUGGUGAGUCGGCUAUUCAAUCAGAACCAAACAGACGCUUUGGCUUUGAUGAUUUAAGCCCGUAGUUAUUUUAACCUUCUGUGCUGCACACAGAAGUGAUUAGACUCAAAGAUCACCCAUCACAAAGAGGGGAAGCUUUUAUCGGUCACCUUGAAAAUACUCUGGAGUUUAUGGCGGCUUUGUAGGGUUUGAUCUCCUCACAGUGGACUGAACAUGAUAGGGAGGAGCAGCCAUGAUAGCGGGAUGGCGGGACAGCGAACACUUAAAAAUGUUUAGUUUUGAUUGUUUUUUUUCUUAAUACAUGCAAAAUUACCAUCCUCUGUUGUCACUAGUGUUUGAUUAUCAUAAUUAAAUCUUAAUUGCAAAGCUACAGUGUCUCUGUGAGCAUGCUGGGGUAGCGUUUGGUUGAAACGCAGUCAUAUGAAAGAGCAGCCUCACAGAGCUGCUAGUUUGCUCAGACUAUAUUAACCCUUUUUAUGUCAAUUCCUAUUUUUUGUAUUCAUGUGUAAAGGCCUAGUAUAGUUUUUCCAGGUCAGCUGAAACCAUUGUCGAAUUAACCCUCACAAAGUACAAAACAUGUGAACGUGUUUGAGUGCUCGUCACUGUGAGCUGUUGCAUAUAAAUAGCAUUUCCCAAAGAGAGCUGUUCAAACGUACAGCAUGAUAACAGUCAGAGUGUGUGCACUUAAAUGAGACGGCUUUAAAGUCUUUGAAAAUAUUCUGAUAAAACAACAGAGCACUAAUGGAUUGAACUCAGCCCGCUGAGGCAUCUUUUAGCAGCUUUCAGGUUGCAAGAGUGAAGACCUCGCUAAAUGGAUCGGAAAGUGCAUGGAUUUGUAAUUUGAGGAUUCUUUGGGAACUUUAAAGUCGCUCUUAAAACAAACAUGCAUAAUUAUGUGCAUAAUGAUUAAUUACAGCAGAGCUCCGGUGAGUGCUUUUCAAUACAUGAAAAAUUGCGUGUGAGUGACAUUUUUAUUGAUCUCAGAGCUCAAAAAAAAAACCCUCAGGCUAAAAAUUCCGGGCUGAAAAAAAACGCACUUUGUUUUUGGAAGUGCAUUUAAAGUUCAUACUGUAUGUUUCAAUUAACAAGUGAGCAGAUGCUUCACUUCCACAUCCCUACUGGUCUUCUGUCCCUACACGUAUAUUUUUCACGUUCCAUAUGAUUUCUGCUGCUGAAAGCCUUUUUCAUACGUGCACAAUAAUUUAUUCAUCCAUCAUAAAAAGCCGAGCAAGCAGCCUCAGUAUGCAUACUGUGCAGACUUUGUGCAUUAUAAAUGUACUAAUGUUUUUUUAUGCUUAACUCCUCUGGUCCAAUAUCAACUAUUUAAGGCGAAAAAGAGAGCGAGUGUCACCUGACAUCACCUCACUUAUCUGUGCUAAUCAAGAUUCAUGUGGACAUCAUGUCACCUAUAAUAACAUAUAGAUUUAUAGUUUAUGUAAUGAUUGAUUUAUUUAUGAAGUGCUAUAAGAGUGGCCGCUGCUUGAUCUGACACAUUUGUGCUUUCAUGUGUGGAGGUGGGUGGAGCUUAAAGGACAGCUGGAUCAGUUUGUAUAGAUGUUAAAUAAGCCAGCUGGUGAUCAAUGCGUGUGAAUGGAUGUUCAGUGGAGGUAAACUGCAGCUGGUUCAUAAAAGUUUGAUGAAAGUUGAUGCUGUGUUGGUUUCUGGCGGCUCAGGUGACUCACAAUCAACUGAGCUGGUUUUAGAAAUACUAAUGAUCCCUGGAGGGUUUUAUUACCCCCUUAUUUCUCAGUCUGCUAAAUCAACUGUUUUUUGUUUCUUUUAUCGUAAGUUUCUCACUCGGAGCAAUGAUCUGAUGUCAUGGUUUUUCAUGUCACUGCUACACAGAUGAUACCCAGCUCUUCCUGUCAUUUCCACCAGAUGACACAAGUGUUUCAGCCUGAAUUUCAUCAUAACUCAGCGGUAUUUCUGAAUGGAUGAGGGAACACCAACUUUGAUUCAACCUUUUAAAGGGAUAUUCCGGUGUAAAAUUAAUGUAGGGUCAAACACACCGCAACACUGAGUUAGACACCCCCCUUCAUGGAAAUGCGAUCAGACCAAGACGCUGAGGCGGAAGAACUAUGAAGAACGUCUGCAGUGCAAAAUGAUUAAUAUGGUGAUUAUUACUUUAAGGAAAUGAUAAAGUAAUGAUCAUAAAUGUUCUUCCUUGAGCUGCGUCACCCCACCGCAGUCCAUAAUGGACUGGCCCGAGGCCGGAAUAUCCCUGCUGGAAGAGAGUAGGUGAGUUGUGUUUAGUCUCUUUGCUAAAGAAAUUAGGCAAAGUUAAAAAGAUGUUUGGUGGCUAGUGCUGUGGCUAGGACCCUAUAUGUACUGUUUAUGAUUCUGAUCAUUAUUUGUGACUAUAGAGUGGUGUUUUGGUUGAGGUUGGUUUAUGGCUCCUCAGACUGCUGUGUAUUGCUAUCCUGUGGUCGUGACUAAAGUUGGUAUUACUAGAGAAGCAAGCGGUUGGCAACAUUCAUCUCUCUAGGGGGUGUCUAACUCAGUGUUGCAGUGUGUUUAACCCUAAAUUAAUUUUACCCCGGAAUAUCCCUUUAAGAACUGAGCUUCAGGCCCUACCUGACAGAGCACACAACACAGCUCCCAGUACAGGCUUUUGUAAUGCAACUCCUUACUGGCAGCUCUCCCCGCAUGCACAGUCAAACCUCUGCAGAUGAUUCAGAUUGGAUCAGGCCAUCUGGUGUUUUAUUAACCACACUGUUGUUUAUUUCUCUUCACUGGCUUCCAUCAUAUAUAAAACCCACGUCUUGCCUAUAAAUUAAAAGACAACAGCUCUUGCCUACCUGCAGCCCGUCGUCUUAGUCCACAUUCCCUCCCACCCUCCCACCAUGCUCUGCCAAAGAAAGGCACCUAAAGCUCUCAUCACGCCUUCAGUUAUUAACCAUUAGAGGUAGACUGACUGGAACUAAAAUGUCCCUUUAUACUUCUGAGACACUUUUUGAUCAAGUGCUUUGUGAAAAACUCUGCACUUUGUAGUUUGGCACUCAUAGUAAUGGUGUUGUGUAUAUUGAUGAUUAUGAGGAUAGCCACCACCACCGAUUAAGGAUUUAUCCUACCCUGCAGUCUGCCCUAUCACCCCUUCAAGAUACAAAGAUGCCCUGAUGGAGUUACCUUCUUUUUCUUAAUCUUGUAAGAUUAAAUAUUGUUCACUACUAAUGAAUCCUCUACCGAUUGAUAUAUCUGUUCACCAACUAUGUGUCGUGGGAACAUUCAUGGUCCCUAAUGGAUUCAUCUUCAUGCUUUACUGGUCUCCUGAGUCCUCAUUUUGUGCCAACCAAGCAGCAGCUUCCAGUGCACAGGUGCAAAUUACUGCACAUCCUUAGGGGUCCCCUUGAGGCUGGCUGUAAAAGCUAAGGAAUCCCACGUUGAAAUGCUAAUUUUUACAGCAAAAUCAAAGAUGUUUACAGCCAGAUUCAAGAAACCAUCUGGGGUUUGUUGCUCAUUUAUUUUUUCACACUGUGCAGGUCAAUUGGGGGGAAAAUCAUUCUUUAGGAUAGUAUUCAAGUUAGGAGUUAUUCAUAUAUUUGCAUAAUUAUGGACUUGGAAGAGUUGACAAACAGGUGGGGAGUUGUAGCUCUUUGCCAGGAGGUUAAAAGCCUACCCCAGCUCCACUUCUUGAGUCAGCAUUCUCAAUAUAGUGCCUGCCGUAGCUAAGCUUUAAAACCAUCUCUUCAGAAACCAGUAUGUGAGAUCGGACAGUAUAUUUAAUCAGUUACCAGCACUGUCAGCCUCUCCUGACAGCGUCUACAGUGAGGAUGAGCAAUAGACCCGUUGGUUGAAUUGGUGGCAUUUUGAGAUGAUCAGCAUCGGCAGAUUCCAGCUCUCAGGAGGCCGUUUUAAAAAACAAACAAUGUCUGCAGACACUUCAGGCUGCCUCAUCAGUGUGGCUGCUGUCAAGUAAUGUUAAUAUCCUCUUCAAUGAUAACACGUUUUUUUUCUAUCCUAAAUGAAAGCAGAUCAAAUAUGAGACAGUUACUGGCUCAUAUUUAAUAAAAAAUGUGGUUACAAUGCACUUUAGUGUUGCUGCAGACGUACACAGUUUUAUAUAUCAGAUUUUGGCUCAACUGCUCUCUGAAAUAUCGACAUCUGCUGAUAUUAAUCAACAAUAUUAUUAUCGCUACAAAGUGAAUCUUAACUAAAUGUGAUUGUUUUUUCCAAUGCUCAUUCUACACUCCCACAGGAGCUGUUUUAUGGUCUGGACCAGAGCUUUGUCUGUAAUGUCAAUCGUAAACAAAAAGCGCCAAAAGCAUGACUUGAUUGGUUUGGUGGCGAAGGAGAAAAAGAAGGGGGUUCAGGUAGGGAUGAAAUGAGAAACUUUGGAAAGAAGCCAUAGUUUGGGGUUGGGAAAUUUCCAAAAGCUACUUUACGACCUGACAAACAGUCCAGAUGAACUUUUCAGGCUUUGCAAAUACGCCUGAAACAAACAUCUCCUUUUUAAGGACACAUUCGCCCUUGUUUGUUAGUUUGAGUCUAACUGUUUGGACAUAUAUUUUUUGGACUUGUCGUACCUUUUACUUGCCUUUCUUUAUAGCCCUGAAUGUUUUUCCCUCCUCAGAUUGAUGUUUGCUUUUACAACCAGCAGUUUCUUGAUAGAUGGCCGAAAUGCUUAAACUGCCUUUGGCAGGACCCAAACUCUUUCUCAACAAUUACUUGGUUGGUUUGUUCUUUCUAAUCAUAGAUAUGUCAUUCUGUGCCAUAACGCUGAACAAUAGCCUGCUCCGAGCGCUCGGCUACACUCCCCUUCUCCCUCUCCCUCUCCCUCUCUCCACCUCGCUCUUUCUCUGUCUCCUUUAAUUGCAUCUCUGCUCUCCUUCUCUUACUCUAUCUCCUUACAACUGCUAUGUGACUCAAACUCUUUGACCAAAAAGCUUCAUUUUGAGAUGUUUUUGUCUAGUUCCUGUUACGCACUCGCAGCUUCUAAACGUGGUUUGUGCUUCUGCUGAUAUCCCACACGGCUUCAAUCUUAACAUCUGGGCCUUGGCUCUUCUUAAAAAUUAAGGCCAGAAUCUUGCCAGCUGGGAUGCUUGGUCUCCAUGGUAACAUCAAGUCCAUUAUGACUGGCAUAAAGAGCAUGUUAGGGGACGUUAAAUCACCAGCCUGCUAGUUUCAGUCACCUCACUGUGUUGUGUAAGCCAAAAACCCUCGGGAAGACUUCCUUCCCCUCUCCUUGUUUCCCCCGUUUUAUCUUUCUGUCACACUUCUCCCUCCUCUCUUACUACCUCUCACAUUUUCACACGCAGUCUCACAGACGUCCUCGGAAACAGAAUCAAACACUGACCCCCAGUGGAAACACUCCGGUAAGAAACCUGCAGUUUUUGAAGCUGUGCGCAAAGAAAAUCUCCCUUGUGUGUCUUGCAGGUCUUCACUCGCUACGGGAAGUGUUACACCUUUAACGCCGGCGAUGAUGGACACCCGCCUCUCAUCACCACCAAGGGAGGUAUGGGUAAUGGCCUGGAGCUCAUGUUGGACAUUCAGCAGGAUGAAUACCUUCCUGUCUGGGGGGAAACAGGUGAGGGAGAGACAUCAGUCAUCUCUGAUUAUGUGUCACACUACAAACUUCAGUGUGUGUGUGUGUGCAGUUGUGUAGUGAGUUUGUGUAUGUGAAACCUCUUGUAGAGUCUGGAUUUAUAGGUGAAGCACAUAAUAACACAAUGCAGCAUUAAGCCUAUGUUAAUUUGACUUCUGCAGAUGAAACGUCAUUUGAAGCAGGGGUCAAAGUUCAGAUCCACAGUCAGGACGAGCCGUCCUUCAUUGACCAGCUGGGGUUUGGAGUGGCGCCCGGGUUUCAGACUUUCGUUUCCUGCCAAGAACAGAGGGUAAAAUCUUCAGGACUAUGAAAUCGUUAAAGACAUGAUGCUUUCAUUCAGCUUUUUUUUCCCCUUUAAAUUAAAACAAUUAAAUAAGCAACAACAGUAUAAUGAUGAUAAAUGAUUCUGGGUGUACAGCCAUCUUCAUCUCAUAGCCAUGGCCUAGAGCAGAGGUUCUCCAGUCCAGUCCUCGACCAGUCCUGUUUCCCUGCUCUACACACCUGAUUCAAAUGAUCAGCUCGUUAUCAAACUCUGGAAUGGCUUAAUAACGAGCUGAUCAUUUGAAUCAGGUGUGUUGGAGCAGGGAAACAUUCAAAACAUGCAGCCAAACAUCCAACAUGGAUUGAGAAUCACUGGCCUAGAGAGAGAGAAAGAGAGACGGACAGAGAGAGAGAGAGAUAGAGGGACAGAGAGAGAGAGAGUGAAAGGUAGAGAGAAAGAGAGAGAGAAGGACAAAGAGAGAGAUGGAGAGAGAGAGUGAAAGGUAGAGAGAAAGUGAGAGAGUGAAAGGUAGAGAGAAAGAGAGAGAGAGAGAGUAAAGACAGAGAAAGAGAGAGAGAGCGAGACGGACGGAGAGAAAGAUGGAAGGAGGGAGAGAGAGAGAGAUGAGAAGAGAGAGGGAGACGGACGGAGAGAGGGAGAAAGAGAGAUAGAUAGACUUACAGGGAGAGAGAGAGAGAAAGAUAAAGAGAGCGAGAGAGAGGGAGAUGGAUGGAGAGAGGGAGAAAGAGAGAGAGAAACGGACAGGGAGAGAGAGAGAGAGAGAGAGAGAGAGAGACAGUUGGAGAGAGAGUAAUAGAGAGACAGAGAGAGAGAGAGACAGACAAAGCGAGAGAGAGAGAGAGAGAGAGAGAUUGACACAGAGUGAGAGAGAGAGAGAGUUCAGUACAGUUACUUUUCUCACUUCACUAAGAAAUCAGCCCUUCUUUUUCUAAAUUCAUCAAUUUUCCAUAAGUGGCAGCCUCCUGGUUUCGGUUGUGUAAAUUCAAAGGACAUAGUACACUUGUUGCAGAGUCCAUGUGGAUUAUAUAAUACGGAUGUCAUCUAUCAUCUGUGGUUUUGCAGCUGAUUUACCUCCCCCCACCCUGGGGAGACUGUAAAGUGACGGCCAUGGAGUCUGACUUCUUUGACAGUUACAGCAUCACCGCCUGCCGCAUUGACUGCGAGACACGCUAUCUGGUGGACAACUGCAACUGUCGCAUGGUGCACAUGCCUGGUAGGAAACUGCUCCCACUGUGUUUUUGUUUCACAUUUACAUUCUGUACUACAAAAGAAGCUGCUGUGAAAAGUACACUGUGGGCAUUUUCAAAGAAGAAAAGUUCACUGAUGUGAGUGUGUGUCAUUAUUUCUGCUGCAGGAGAUGCACCGUACUGCACCCCUGAGCUGUAUAAAGAAUGUGCUGACCCAGCUCUGGGUAAGAAAAGGGCCUUGUGCACGUCUGGUCUGAAUAUUUAAGGAACUGAUACAAAAUACGCACACUUUCGAACACAAAUCAUCUCAUGACAUCUUAAAGCCACAGUCACACUGAUCUCGUGCGAAGGUCACACGCUGAACUCUGUGGUUUUUGUCCCGCUCUGCAGAUUUCCUGGUGGAAAGAGACAACGACUUCUGUGUGUGCGAGACGCCGUGCAACAUGACCAGAUACAGCAAAGAGCUUUCCUUCGUCAAAAUCCCCAGCAAGGCCUCGGCUAAAUACCUCGCAAAGAAAUAUAACAAAUCUGAACAGUACAUUAAGUAUGUAUCAGCCUAUAUAAGAUACUCAAGAUGUUAUUUAUCAAACCACAGCAACAAAAAUGCAUCUAUUUACAAUUAUAAAAGAAAAAUUAAAUCUUUCAAAUAAGAAGCAUUAGCAUUAGAACUACUGAUAAAUCAAAGCUUAUUCAAAACAAGAUAAAACUUUAGCACAGGUCCAUUUUUAACUGAAACAUUCAUCAAUAGUUUUAUUACUCAUCAAAGGUUAUGAGCAAAUAUAAGGAUGAUUUAGGGCGUCUCAAAUUAGAUUCUGCCGCAUUAGAGAGUUUAAUCAUAUUGAUUUUUCAUCUACUUAUUCAAACAUUCUUUAAUUGUCAGGGCUGGCAGGAGGCUGAUAAUAGUAUAUUGCUGAAAAUAUACCUAGAACGACAUUAAACUGAGUUAUAAUCCAUGUAGAACAUAAUAAUAUGAUGCUUCCUGAUGAUUAAUAUAACCUUGAAUACAUGUUUAUGUUCUCUCCUCUCUACAGGGAGAAUCUCUUAGUUUUAGACAUCUUUUUUGAGGCUCUCAACUAUGAAACUAUCGAGCAGAAAAAGGCUUAUGAGGUGGCCGGACUUCUCGGUAAAGACUCCCUAUGUUUGGUUUUUAAAUUGAGUUAUCGCUCUGGUCUCGAUUGUGAACAAUGGUUUUCAUAAGCGUCUGUUUUCUUACUUCAGGUGAUAUCGGUGGUCAGAUGGGGCUCUUUAUCGGUGCAAGCAUACUCACCAUUCUGGAGCUGUUUGAUUACCUUUAUGAGGUGAGGACAAUCCUGCUGCAUGUUGGUAUAGACCUGAGAGCUUCAGCUGAGUACACUUGGGAGUUUUAUAAUAUAUAUCUUGCAUACUUGCAAAAAUAUUCUAGCACUACAAUUCAACUGAAGCAUUAAAUAUUCAUCCAAGUACAAGAAAAGAGGGAGGAAGAAAUGAUCGGCCUAUGUAAACUAUAAAAGUGCCGAAUACACAGAGGACAGGCAGCAGCUGUUACUGUCAUUGUUGGUUAAACAGGUUAAACAGAAAGUUAACUUAUUAUGUGACAGCUAAUCUAAACAUCACAUUAUACUAAUUAUACUAGAUUAAAGUUAGGAUUAAAAUCACAGUUCAGGCUGACUCUCUUGCACCCUAACAGACAUGGGCAUUAUUGUGUUACUUCGACUAUUUUGCACAUGCAUGCAAACACCUUUUUAAAAGUGCUUAACUACUGCUGCAACUUGUACUUAGGAUGACAACUUCCAUUUCAAUUUUUUGAUAUAUAAACUUAGAAACUUAGUUUAUCAUUUAGACCAGGAUGCUCACAGAAAAUAUUUCGUCUAUUUAAAGCUCCUGUGUGGAACUUUUUGUAUGUGUCAUCUUUGGCGCCCCCUGUGGCCAAAGCAGUCUUUACUCAUCUUGUCCGUUCUUCUGGCUGACUUUUGACAGACACAUUUAUCGUUAAUUUUGAAUAUUUUAUAUGAAGAUUGUAAAGAUCAGGCUGUUUCUUCUGCUGCCUCUAACACUAGUUUGGGAUAUAAAUAGACAGGUUUCUGUGCAACGUCAUCGCAGGUGUGCAUGCGCAGCCAGGGGGCAGAAAGCAGGACAUUUCUUAGAGAAAUGGAGAAAGAAAAUGACAUGGAGCUGUUGUUUCUGUAAACUGCACAAAUCGGCAAAACAAACAAUCGUCAAACAUUACGACCCUGCUCCUGAUAUUAGAAACAUCUAAAACAACGUCACAACCUGGUAAAUUGAGUGAAAUUCAUGGAUAUUUCAGCAAGUGUUUUUCUGAUUUUGAUGCAAUGAAAGACAAAGCGAUUUGUAAUUGAGAUGACAUUUUAUUGCAAUUGUGUCAGGGAGAACUUGCAAACAAUACGGCAUCUUCAUUGAUAUCAGUUCACUCCGAAGCAGGCUUUUCCCCCCUGGUUGCGCACACACCAAGUACUGUUCGUACACAAGAAAUCCGCCCAUAUAGUCAGUCUUGUUGCUGAUGGUGUUCAAAUAACAUGAAAUGCAUCAAUAUGAAUUUCAGUCUGAUUCAUAAAACUCCUCAAAGCAGCUUUAAGUGAGUAAACACCCUUUCUUUAACAGACACCAUGCAUGCUUCCUCUUGUUUCCUAGGGUCAAAUCAGAUCAUAAAAAGAGGGCUUUUAUCUUAUUUCGCCUGUCUCUGUUUUUUCUUUCCUCUUAGGUGAUAAAGUACAAGUUGUGUCGCUGCUCUGACAGGCAGCAGCAGCAUGACAGCAGCAACGACCAGGGGACGGUCCUGAGCUUAGAUGACGUCAAGUGUCACGUCAGUAACUUUCACUGAGCCUGAGCAGCAGUGGGGAGGGAGAUGACACACCCUCUUGUCUUAAACACUUUUGCGGACUUUGUGUGCUGCAGGACUUUAAGACUUACAGAAGCAACAGAUGAAAAGCCCAAACUUUUCCUGUGGGUGAGUUUUUUGAACAACACGGUGAGUUCGGCACACGGCUGACGUCAGGACAGACCAUGCGGACAGUCAGCGGGAGAACAGGAGCCAAUGAUCAACGUUAGAUGUGAUUCAUUUUAAAGUGUCAGAAUAACUGCAUGGUCAUCUGUAAAACAGCGAAGAGACGUAGUAACAGAUACAGUAAACAAGGGCAUGAACUGAGACGGGGUUCAUAUGUUUUCAGUUAGUACAGCGGUGUGGUUUUGUUUAAAAUCUGUCAGUUUAAAUCGAGUUUUAAUCCAAAAUAUCUGUUUGAGUAAUUUUCUUUUUAACUAGGACAAUAUAUUAAAUAAUUUCAUGUACGAUUCAGAAACAUUUGCAUUAGAUUUCCGCACUUUUAUCUUUAAUUUGGACUCAUUUAAUACUGACUUUUUGUCUUUUUUCAAUCACAGUUCAAACAAACAUUAUAUGACCUGUCAAAACCUGAGCAUUUUACCAACCUACUGUACUACCUCAUCUUCGCAGGGUGAACAUGUCCUGUAGAUUAGACAAGCCUAGCUAAUUACCCACCGAAAAGGUCAUUUUCAUUUAAAGGCUGGGAAUAGUCUGACAUUAAAGAUAAUAUAACACAUCACAUUACAAAAAAGGGCAUGUGUAAAAAAAGAAAUAACUGAUAAUGGUGAGAGUUCUUUCUGCAGCAGCUCCUGUUUACGGCUCCUGGUAUUGUGAAUCACCGACAGGGGCAUUUAAACACAAUAGAGCUAAGUCACUCCUGGGUUAGUCCUGAUUUAACAAGUCACAGUGUCCCCCGUCCCUAGAUGGCCCAAUUAGGAGGCAGCUUCAAAAUAAUGGUGUAGGAGAACCACGAGCAAAAUGAACAAUAAGUGUGAAGCAUGACCCUGAAGUGUUCAUCGUACAGUAGUUGUAACAUAUGCAAGUGCCAUUCAGCAUUAGCUAAAAUUCGCCUCCAGAAGCUUCUUGUCACAUCAGGUAAGGCUGUAGCGAUAAAAUCCAAGCGUGUGUGUGUCUGUGUGUGUGUGUGUGGAGUUUGAUUUAGAGAGGUUGGACUUGACGACAUGAGCCAAAUAACUUUCUGGCAGUAAAUGUGUCACUAAUCCAAAACCUGACACUAAAAGGAGAAACCGCCAGAAGCCUGUGAGCUGAGCGUCGCACAAAGACUAUUCAUUUAGUCAGUACACAAACCAAAGUGUGAAAGUCUUUUUAGUAGUGACAACAAGACUCCAGGACACCCUGCCAAAAAAAAGGCCUGCUGCCUUCAAACGGAGAGUUUGGUGCUCUAGAUGCCUGAUUUUCUGGCUGUUUUGCUGUCGGAGAAGAUGCCAAAGGAUGUUACGAAAGGGAAGCGUAUUCAGAGAAACUGACAAGUUAUAAACAUUAGACAACAUUGGCUUGCUAAGAAUAAAUCCCCACCAGGUCUGCAGCUUCUGGAAAUUCUAGCAACUCCACCACAACUUGGAAAUCAGAGCUACUCGUCAGAAAGUCCAUCAAUAUGAAGUUAAACAUGACCCCAUGUAGAAGCACUAAGAAUCCCUCUUCAAGCCUUAAACAUGUUUCUUUUUUUUCGGUCUAAUUCAGGCUAGUUGGCUGCAGGAUGGAGAUUUGCACUGUAUAUAUCAGUUGAGUUGGAGUGUACCUAAUCUAACCUUACUCUCUAGACACACAUUAACAAAAAUCACUUCAGUAAUUGCAAAAAUGCUCUGAUAUCUACCAGGUGCUACAUGUUGUAUAGUUUGCCUUCAGAAUUCCCUUUUUAUGGCAAUGAUAAUGUCUGCAGCGUGGGAGUAUUACACUGUCUUCAAUAAAUAUCUGCUGGGUGUAGUUUGUAUCACAGGAAGGGACUAUGAGCAACAGUUUGGCUCAUGGCUAAUCUAAACAAACAGACCAGAAGCAGCUAAAUUGGCUUAACUGUUCUCUUAAAGGGUAGUGUCAAUAUUGGCUCAAAUUUUCACCGUUGGUGCAUUUCUCAUUUAUGUAAUUAUUGUUCAUCACAUCCAAGGCAAUUUACCUCUGGGAGUGUUACCAUGGUGAAAUAAGAUGACUGAAUAUAAAUAUGUUGAAUGUCUUUUUCCAUCUUCUAGGGCUCCGAGUUGCAUGUAGCACUUGUACAGUAAAUGUCUUGUGAUGAGCAGUUUUCCACACAUCAGUCUACAGUUUGUCUCAUCAUCUGUGUGUUCCGUUGAAUAGUGUCCGCAUGUAUUUAUAUGUAUUUGAUAAAAGAUGUAAAAAAAAAAAAAUGAAAAGAAGGAAAUCUCUAAAAGGCAGCCCUCAUACUCAGAACUGCUGUAUCUGUUCGAGGCUGUAAACAUGUCAUGUGCAUGUUUGAGGCUCGUCUCAUAAGCUGUUUCUAUUCUGACGAUCCAAACAAACUCAAACAACUUUCUGAUUGGUUAAUUUUCUUCUUCUCUCUAAUCCUCGACAGGAAGUUAGAGUUGUACAAACUGUAGUUGUGUUGUGUUGUUAUCAAGCACAAUCAUACCAUGAACUGUAAUGUAAUGUAAUGUAAAUACUGCAAUGACUGUUGUUAUUGUUUUAGAGUAGGCUGAUCCGUCUCUUGUUUUUCUUGUAUCUUUAUUUUAAAUAGAUUAGCUGUGUCUCGUUUCUAACUUUCUGUACAUAUGAAAAGAUGAUUUAUCAAAAACAAAUUUAAGACUGAGGCGGUUUCUUACUUGUGUGUAUAAUCAGAGCUUUUACUGUAUAUAUGAGUGGAUCUAUAAGAACAUGUGGGUUACUUACUUUUGGCUCGACUGCACAAGGUCUGGCAUCUCAAACGUUCUUCUUUCAGGUUUUUUUUCUUUUACUUCUGCCUUCAUUUUUAAAUAUUUGUUUAAGAUAUGGAAGGGUGUUAUUUCAGUCUGGUGAUUUAGGCCAAUACAUGUCGAACUUGAAGCAGUUGUUACAAUAAAGAUUUAAUGCUA
Molecule: messenger RNA, 64331 nt
Organism: Xyrichtys novacula (pearly razorfish)
Lineage: Eukaryota; Metazoa; Chordata; Actinopteri; Labriformes; Labridae
Source: the annotation of a GenBank genome assembly